Molecule: messenger RNA, 56600 nt
Organism: Podarcis lilfordi (Lilford's wall lizard)
Lineage: Eukaryota; Metazoa; Chordata; Lepidosauria; Squamata; Lacertidae
Source: the annotation of a GenBank genome assembly
UGGGGGUGGCUCGGGAAGUUGCCGAAGUUGGGCAGAGAGUGGAGGGACGGAGCCAGCGAGCGCCUGCUUGCCUGCUCGGGCCGGGCCUUCCUGGGUGCUGCUCUUCCCCCUCCCGCCCUCUCUUCCCUGUCCGGCCGGUGCAUGAUGGAAGCAGCAUGGCCGCUCAUCUUUCCUUAACGCAGGUAGGGACUGCUCGCUUUUCGCUCGGUGGCGGGGGAGUAGGGUGGUUAGCUAGGGCGGGGGAGGCAGCCGGGGGAAGCCUCGCCUCCACGCUCCCGCCGCCUCCCCUUAGAAGAGUUUCCUUUGUGACCCGGCCGCCUCCCGCUUCCAUUCCUCCUCGUAGCCCUUUCCCUGUCCGCGUCUCCCCUCGGGGCGCUUCCGCCUGCGCCCCCCUUCGCAACACCCACCCUCCAUCUCUGGGACGCCCCUUGGAACCCAGCGGGGCUUACUUCUGAGGAGGCACCUUGUUUAUGAACAGCCUCCCCUGUUUCCGUGCUCCCUAAGCUCUCUAGUCUUCCUCCCUAGUCUCCUCCUCCCCCCAAGUUCUGCUGUUUGCCCCAAAGCUGCCGCCCUUCACUUCGCCGGUGGUUCCCACGGGGGACUCCGCGCCUUGUUUCGCAUAAGCGGACGACGUGGGCUGCGCCUUACGCAAAGCUCGUAGCGCAGAGAACGUGUUUAGCGGGCGCCCGGAAUUCCGCGGCUCUUGUCAGUCUCCAGCCGGUGUGGCGAAGAGUGACGGGCUUAGGAGCUGGGCUGACAAGGGGUCAAAGCUCCACUCACCCGGGAAACUUUGUGUUUAUUCGCUGCCCCUUCGCCUAAUCUUCCUCACGGGGUUGUUGUGAGGAUAACAUGGGGAGGGAAAGGGCCACGGACACCACCUUGAACUCCCUAGAGGAAAGGUGGGCUAGAAAUGUAGUAAUAAUAAUCUUGGUGGGGUGGGUGUGUUAUGGCUCCCUGAGUCUUUUCUUUUUCUUUUUAACCCUCUGUAGGGUUUCCUCAUGUUUCACCUACUGUGCUGUUCUUUGUUGUAUUCCCCACUCCAUGCAUUCAGACAGACAGACUCUUCUUCUGUAGGACUGCUUUCCAACCUAAUACCUGCUAUUUAUUCUCCAGAGGUGCUCCCACCCAUGACAUGGGGUGAAGCGGCUACCUCAGGUGGCAGAAGUGCAAGAGGCGGCACUCCGCCUGCCCCACCGCUUCUGCCAUCCAGAGGGAGGUGUUCCAGUGCUCAACAUUGCCACUUGUCUUCCCCCACCCGGGUGGAGACGCAGCAAGAGAGGCAAUACUUUGAGGAGCGCCCUGGCUCCUGCCAAGUUCAGUCAGAGUCAGGGCAUUCCUGCACACUAGUUGUGAUCAGCAGUGUUAGAAACUGAGAUAUGAAAGCUAGGAGCUAAAUGGCACCUUAAACCUAGGUUACUGCAGCUAAAAUAUUGUGUUCAUUUUUCACAUGGUCUAGUCCUUUCCCUGCCCACCCCUCUAAUAUUCUUAGGAGGGUCUCUUCUCCUGUCUUCAGAGAGCAGCUGGAAGUAGGGAGGCAGAAAAAGGUCCUCCUUUCCUUCCACUUGGCAGUUUUAAUCUGAAAUCUUAGGUGCAGCCCAGAGCUCAGAAACUGCUCACACUAAUGAAAUUCCCUGUCGCAAAAUGUGUCUAGAACAAUGGGACUCCCAAGGAGAAAGCCGUGGCAACACUUUGAGGAGAACCUUGGCUCCCAAGUUCAGUGAGAGCCAGGGCACAGUGUUGACAAAAGGGGGGGGGAGGCAGCAAUUCCCCUUUCACUGGGCUGCCCUUGUUCUUCUCUCUUUUUCCAUUUUGGCUUCUGUGAUACGCUUUUUGCAAACACCUUUUCCUUUUUUAAUUUUAUUUUUUUUUAAUUGAAAAAAUUUCAGUUAAACAAAAUAAAGUGAAAAACCAAUAGAAACAAAAGGUGCAUUAGAAAAUACAAAAAUGAGGACCCCCCCUCCAAUUCUAUACAUACUUAUCUAAUACAAUGGUAAACAUGUUAUUUUUCCUGUGUCCCAGAACAGACUAGGGUUGCAGUCCUAACCCCACUUACCUGGGAGUAGGCCCCAGUGAUUUUAGUGGGAGUUGCUGAUGUGUUGGCAUGGUUAGGUUUGCACUGUAGGUGCUGCAAAAAGUUUUUCCAGCACAAUGGCAAGAACCCACUUCAACAUGGGUUAAAAUAGAGUGCUACAAAUAAGUCUAAUGUACUCUUAAUUCAAAGAUUAUAUAUGUAGAAAUAGCCCUCUGUAAUAAUAAAUUUCAGUUCAGUUAAUAUAAAAUUUAUUUUGGGAUGGUCUUGGUUACCUCACUUCAUGCUAAUUGGUCUUAUAUGUGUAAACAGGAAGUACAAUCAUCAUGAGUGUAGGUGUUGUGUAUUCAUGUUCUUGUUCAUACCCCCUGUACCUGGUGCAGUUCUUGGAAGUAGAACUCUAUGAGUGGUAAACUAUAGUGCCCAGAAUUCUCUGAGGGAGAGAAUGUGCUUUGAAUUUGCGUUAAAACUAUAGUGUAUACACAGCUGCAGUCUUUGGUAUGCUGAAAGAGGAAUUAAGAGUUGCUGUAGCUGCACUAUUUGUGGUCGGAGAACUAAUAGUUGCUUAACUUCAACUAUGCAGUUAGCAUAGCAGUAUGUUUGCAAAUGAAUAUAACAAUGAAGUCUUUGUUUAUUUGAAAUAUUGAUGUACUGCUGCUCAAUAAAAUAACACCAAGGUGGUAUAUAAUACAGCAAUUCAGAAAUGAAAGCUUGAGGCUAUAGUCCUAUCUGAACUGAGCCCAGAACACAACUCUGUACAUGUCUCAUUUGCAGGCCUCUCUUGUACAUACUUACUUUGAAGUUGGUCCCACCUGGUUGGUAAGCAUGUGUAGUUCAGGUGUCAUGGCCAACUCGGCCCAGUAUACCUGAAGGAGCGUCUCCACCCCCAUCGUUCUGCCUGGACGCUGAGGUCCAGCGCCGAGGGCCUUCCGGCGGUUCCCUCAUUGCGAGAAGCAAAGCUACAGGGAACCAGGCAGAGGGCCUUCUCGGUAGUGGCGCCCGCCCUGUGGAACGCCCUCCCAUCAGAUGUCAAAGCGAUAAAUAACUACCUGACAUUUAGAAGGCAUCUUAAGGCAGCCCUGUUCAGGAAGCUUUUAAUCUGUGAUAUUUUACUGUAUUUUUUGUUUCUAUGGAAGCCGCCCAGAGUGGCUGGGGAAACCCAGCCAGAUGGGCGGGGUACAAAUAAUAAAUUAUUAUUAUUAUUAUUAUUAUUAUUGAGAUCUGCAAAUCACACACUUGAAGCCAUAGUUUCCAGUUCUGGUUUGGAUGUGAAUUUAUCUGGAUCUGUUUCAUUCUGGGUUCAGGUGCAGUUUGGGAAAUGAUCAGUUGAGAGUGGGACAGGGAGAAUGUGACUGCUUCUCAGUUUCUUGGUGACUUUUGACAUCAUUAACCAUGGUAUCCUCCUGGACUGGCACUGUGGGAUGAAUAUUAUGGGCACUGUUUUAUAGUGGUUUUGCUCCUACCUGCAAGGUCUUUUCCAGAAAGUAUAAAUGGAAGAUAGUGUUUUGGCCCCAUAAUGUUUGUGCUAUGGUGUACUACAGGGUCCCAAUCUUGUCCCCAGUGCUGUUUAACAUCUAAUGACCACACCCAGUGCCUUCAUAUAGGAGUUUGGAAGCAAAGUGUCAUCAGUAUGCUGAUGACAUGCUGCUGUAAUUUCUUUAUAACAUCAGUAUGGGGAGACACUGUGAAUGAACUGGACCAUUGUCUGAGUGCAACAGUGGACUGAAUGAGGGCCAGUAAGAUGAACUUGAACCCUGAGAAGAUUGAGGCACUGUUGGCUUGUGUUCCCUUGUAUUUCCUGGAUGGAGUUGCACUUCCUCUGAAAGAACAGAUUUGGAGUUUGGGGUUGCUCAUAGAUCUGUGUUUGUCGCUAGACACUUAGGUGGCCUCAUUGGCUCGGAGUGCCUUUUAGCAGCUAUGCUUAGUUCACAAACUAUGCUCAUUCUUGGACAGGGAUAGUUGGGCCACAGUGAUUCCUUGAAAUGCACUUUAUGUGAGGCUACCCUUUUGCUUGGUCUGGAAACUCCAGCUGGGGCAAAACUGCUGCUAGAUGGUUGAUGGGGACAGACUAUCUCUAGCACAUAACUCCAGUGUUCAAACACUUGCGCUGCUACCGAUGCACUACUGGGCCAGGUUCAAGGUUCUUGUAUUAAUGUACAAGCCUUAACAACUUGGGCCCAGGAAACCUCAAGGACUGCCUGAUCCCUGAGGUUUGCGGCGGAGUCACUGUUAGUGUUCCAUCAUGGUUUGUAUCUACCAGGAACUGUGCAUUCAGUAUUGUGGGAUCAAUUUAAUGGAACAUCCCAGUUGAGAUCAGGCAGGCCUCCUCCUUCUUGAAUUUGCAGUGCUUACUGAACACAUUAUUAUUAUUCCAGCUAGCCUUGGACAUCUUGACUAACUCUGGUUGCUGCAAAAGAUGGGAGAAGAGGGAGCAUCUGAGCCUUAAGCAUAUUUUAAAGAUUCAAACUGGGGUGAUCAAGCCACCUGUAUUCAAAGCGUACAGUUCCAUCAAAAUAACUUGAUAGUUUUGUCAGAGAAGAACCUGUAAGUGGCUAAAAUUCUGAAUGUAGAUGUUGAAAUCCCAGUUUAGGAUUUUUGCUCAGUUUUGAUGUUCCCUAAAGAGAAGACAGACAUAAGAGUGUGGUGCAAAAGAGUGUGGUCCUGAAAACAAGUCCCUUUGAAUGUACUGAAAGUGCAAUUGCAUCACUUACACAACAUUUAGAUAUAUAAUAUGGGUCCAUUGCGUUCUAGUGUAUUUCUUCCCCAGUGAGAGAAUCUUUGUUCUUUCACUACACUCAGUUCGGCAUAAUUCUUCCUCAGGUUGGGGUGGCAAGGCAAGGAGAGUUAAGUUCUGCAAAAGCAAUGUCUUUGAUCAACUAACUGGGUGAAUUGUAUAUAGUAUUUAUUUAUGUAUUUAAUUUUCAUGCUGCCCUUCAUUCAAGGAUCACAGGGUAGUUGACAAUAUAAAAACACAACAACACAUAACAUAAUAACAAACAAAAGAAUAGUAAUGAUAUGGCACUAUUUAUUCAACUUCCAGUGCUAAGUUCAGGCUGCCUUUCCAUUCGUUUUGGUAUUCUAAGCUGACUGGGUUUUAAUUAUCUGCUAUUCCACUUCUGGUUUUUGGCUUUGUUUUAAUUGUUUUGUAUUUUGAAUGUUAACCACCUUGAGCACUCCUUGUUAAGCAGAAAGCUGGGAUGUAAACAUAUGCAGAAGCAUGUGUGGUGUUGCAAUCCUAUUUUCAUUAAUUGCCUAUAUCAUCUGAACAGAGAAUUUCCAUUUAAAAUAAAAUUUCAGCCUGUUUGUUUGAAAGGCAUAGCCUGGAAAUCUGACCUUGUGGCACUUAAUUAGGCAUGUUUUCCUAUAUUCUUUCAUGGUAAGGGAUUUUGGUGUGUAUUACUAAAAAGUAGACCCACUUAAUCAUUGAUCGACAUGCUAGUUUCUGAGUCUGUAGAAUAUAUUGUCACAAUGUUGUCGACCUUUACAGUGGUGCCUCGCAAGACGAAAUUAAUUCGUUCCGCGAGUUUUUUCGUCUAGCGAAUUUUUCGUCUUGCGAAGCACGAAAUCCCAUAGGAAUGCAUUGAAAUUCAAUUAAUGCGUUCCUAUGGUCAAAAAAAGUCCAAUCAAAGCCAAAUUUGGUACAACAAGAGUUUAUUAACUGCUCUUUAAAGUCACACAUACUUUAAAGAGCAUAUCAAAAUUGAAGGAACAAUAAAUUAAGUUUCUAAACAUGACAGGAAAAACAUUUAAAAAUCAAAAAGGGUACAUUACAUUUUCUAAGACUCUGGGGACCACUCGAAGAAGGUUCCUCUUCCACUCUUGCUUCUUGCUGAGGAACCUGUCCAUGGUCUGCUGCUUCAUCCGCCUUUUCAGCAGCUCCCUGAGAGGCGACAUGACCGUCGUAUCAAAAAUGUUCGCUUGGUCAUGUGCCACGUGCUUGUCAGGGUGGUGCCGCUCUGCAAAAGCCUGCACCUCAUUCCACUUCUGGCAAAUGUCCCUCAGUUCUUUGGAGGACAGCCGUUCCUCAGUUGCUUCCUCCUCUUCCAGCGAGGCCUGCUCCUGCGCAACCUCUGACUGCAGUUCAACCAGCUCCUGGGUGGUCAGCUCGUGGUCGUGCUCCUCCACCAGCUCGCAAACGUCCUCCUCUGUGACCUCCAGGCCCAUGGUCCUCCCCAAGGCAACAAUGUCCUGCACCACUGUCGACUCUGGUGCAUCAGAGUCACUUGGUGCCACACAGUCCGGCCACAGGCUGCGCCAAGCCCAAUUCAAAUUCCUCUGGCUGAUCCCCUUCCAGGCCGUGGUGAUCAUCUUCAAGCAGGUGACGAUGUCGAAGUGGUCCUUCCAGAAUUCCCGCAGGGUGAUGGUGGUGCAAUCAGUCACCUCGAAGCAUCGCCUGAAAAGCUCCUUGGUGUAGAGUUUCUUGAAAUUGGCGAUGACCUGCUGAUCCAUCGGCUGGAGCAGUGGCGUGGUGUUAGGCGGCAGGAACAUGAUGUUGAUGAAGCUGAACUCCUCCAACAAGUCCACCUCAAGGCCUUUAGGAUGAGCAGGAGCAUUGUCCAUCAGAAGCAAAGCCUUCAGCGGCAGGUCGUUGUCCAGCAGGUACUGUUUGACAGCAGGGCCAAAGGCAAGAUUGACCCAGUCCACAAACAGCACACGUGUGACCCAAGCCUUGCUGUUGGAUCGCCACAUGACACUCAGCCGCUCCUUGUCGACCUUGUGUUUCUUGAAGGCCCGUGGGUUCUCCGAGUGGUACACCAGCAGGGGCUUGAUCUUCAGGUCGCCGCUUGCGUUGGCACAGAAGAGCAGGGUCAGACGGUCCUUCAUGGGCUUGUGGCCAGGCAACUUGGCCUCCUCCUGUGUGAUGAAAGUCCUUUUGGGCAUCCUCUUCCAAAACAGCCCGGUCUCGUCGCAGUUGAAGACCUGCUGUGGAACGUAGCCCUCCGUCUUCACAACCUCCAGGAACUCCAAGGCAAAGUCUUCAGCCGCAGGAACAUCAGAACUGGCAGCCUCUCCAUGCCUGACCACGCUGUGGAUUCCGGAUCUUGCCUUGAACCGGUCAAACCAGCCUCUGCUUGCCUUGAAGACUUCUGGCUCGGCCGAGGUUCCUGGCUGUUCCCGGAUGAGGUCUGCGUGCAAGGCCUUGGCCUUCUCACAAAUCACGGCCUCAGUCACUGUGUCCCCUGCACGCUGCUUCUCUUCUAUCCAGAUGAGGAGCAACUUCUCGACCUCCUCCAGAACAGCUGGGCGGUUCUUCACGAUCCUGGUGACUCCCUUGGCUGCAUCAGUCGCAAGGAUCUUCUCCCUCAUCUUCAGGAUGGUGCCGAUGGUCGAUGGGUUCCUGCCGUACUCCCUGGCGAGGUCCGUCACACGCAUUCCACCGUCGUGCUUCCGGAUGAUCUCCUUCUUCAUCUCCAGCGUCACCUUCUCCUUCUUCCUCUCGCCGGCCUCCGCAGCAGCAGCAGUCUUCUUGGGUCCCAUGGCAGCACAGCUGUUACCUUUGUAAAACUCAGAAAAAGAAAAAAAAAACCAGCAAUUCAAACCCACAACCAAGUCCUUGAAUUCCAAACACCCAACCCAAAAUCCAAAACCCAAAAAACAGUUUUAAAAGUUUAACUUACGAAAUGGCUGCAAAUCACCAAAGUCUUCAAAAUCCUCAAAUGGCUGCAAAAGAAGUUUUGGGAAAGCUUUAAAAAUCACCAAAGUCUUCAAAAACCUCAACUGUUCCCCCAGCCCCUCCCCAACUGUUGCAAACCCCUCCUCAACUGUUCCCCCAGCCACCCAGCACACAGAAAUUCAAAACCCAGAAAAUUUUUCAAAAAAACCCAACAUGGCCCAAUGGUUACAGAAAACCAUAAAAAUUCAAAAAAAAAACCACACAAGCUCCCAGAUUCCUGCAAACCCCUCCUCAAUUGUUCCCCCAGCCACCCAGCACACAGAAAUUCAAAACCCAGAAAUUUUUUUCAAAAAAAACCAACAUGGCCCAAUGGUCACAAAAAAUCAUAAAAAUUCAAAAAAAAACCACACAAGCUCCCAGAUUCUUGCAAACACCUCCCCAGCUGUUCCCCCAUCCACCCAGCACACAGAAAUUUAAAACCCAGAAAUUUUUUUCAAAAAAAAAAAACAUGGCCCAAUGGUCACAAAAAAAUCAUAAAAAUUCAAAAAAAAAGCACACAAGCUCCCAGAUUCUUGCAAACACCUCCCCAGCUGUUCCCCCAUCCACCCAGCACACAGAAAUUUAAAACCCAGAAAUUUUUUUCAAAAUAAAACAACAUGGCCCAAUGGUCACAAAAAUCAUAAAAAUUAAAAAAAAAAGCACACAAGCUCCCAGAUUCUUGCAAACACCUCCCCAGCUGUUCCCCCAUCCACCCAGCACACAGAAAUUUAAAACCCAGAAAUUUUUUUCAAAAAAAAAACAACAUGGCCCAAUGGUCACAAAAAAUCAUAAAAAUUCAAAAACAAGCACACAAGCUCCCAGAUUCUUGCAAACACCUCCCCAGCUGUUCCCCCACCCACCCAGCACACAGAAAUUUAAAACCCAGAAAUAUUUUGCCAAAAAAAACAACAUGGCCCAAUGGUCACAAAAAUCAUAAAAAUUCAAAAAAGCACACAAGCUCCCAGAAUCUUGCAAACACCUCCCCAGCUGUUCCCCCAUCCACCCAGCACACAGAAAUUUAAAACCCACAAAUUAUUUCCAAAAAACCAACAUGGCCCAAUGGUCACAAAAAUCAUAAAAUUCAAAAAAAGCACACAAGCUCCCAGAUACUUGAAAACACCUCCCCAGCUGUUACCCCACCAACCCAGAAAAAAGAAAUUUAAAACCCCGAAAAUUUUUUCAAAAAAAAAAACAUGGCCCAAUGGUCACAAAAAAUCAUAAAAAUUCAAAAAAAAGCACACAAGCUCCCAGAUUCUUGCAAACACCUCCCCAGCUGUUCCCCCAUCCACCCAGCACACAGAAAUUCAAAAAUUCAAAGCCAGAUUAAAAAAAUAAAUAAAUAAACAUGGCCCAAUGGUCACAGAAAAUCAUAAAAAUGCAGAAAAAAACCACACAAGCUCCCAGAUUCUUGCAAACCUCUCCCCAACACCAAGUCCUUGAAUUCUAAACACCCCAACCCAAAAUCCCCCAAACCCCCAAAAAGUUUUAAAAGUUCAACUUACCAAACAGCUGUAGAAGAAGUUUUGGAAAAGCUUCAAAAAUCCAGCAAACUCUUUAAAAAGCUCAGAAAGGCCACCACACCGCGUGCAAUGUGUUGCUCCUCGAGGUCAAGUCGCAACUGCACCUCUUCCAGCAAUGCACCCUGGGUUUUAACGGUUUUACGAAAAAGGAAACAAACUUGCAAGACGUUUUUGUCUUGCGAAGCAAGCCCAUAGGGACAUUCGUCUUGCGAAGCAACUCGAAAACGAAAAAACCUUUCGUCUUGCGAGUUUUUCGUCUUGCGAGGCGUUCGUCUUGCGGGGCACCACUGUACUUUGAUAGAAAGUUAGAAAUUUUUUAUUCCUUAAGGAUUAGAACAUCUAUUUUUAUGAAUUGGCCAAUGAAACUUGGCUUAGUUGUUGUCCUAAUGGGGCUUGGCCUUGUUGGUAGUUAAAAGUUUUGAACUUUUCCUUUUGUAUUCAAAGGUAUAAUAUGCAAUUUUUAUUCUCAGUAUAGAUUUAUGCUUCAUGGAACUUUUGUGCACACAGAGCUUUCCCACCAAUUUUCUUUUUUUACUGUGGAUGUAAGAUUGUAUGCAAGUGUAUAAACACACUGACAUAAAUUUGGAAAGCUGUUUGUCUGGAGUUUUGCUCUUCAUAAGUAAUGUGUAUACACUGGAGCUGCUGUACUAGGGCAGUUGUACCAUGGGACUUGGUUUUCCUGGCUGUUAACAAUACAUCUGCAGUAAAAAUGUGAAUGCAGGCAUUUCAAUAAUACUGUUCAGAUGCUUUCUUACAUUUUUUUAAAAAAAAAUUUAUCUUGCCUUUCUACACCCACGUGUUUGUUUUUCAAUGAAAUAUAUUGACUCUUGUCAUUUUAACCGUGUCUCUGUGUGUGCAGGUCACAUCUGCUUACUACUAAAAUGAGCUAAACUGAAUGAGUAUUAGUUAAAGCAAAAUGGCCCUUUAUAAUAUAUAAACAGUUUAGGUUUGGGGGUAAGUUGGACCGCAUCCUAAUUUAGCUAGCAAGUUGGAUGUCUCCUACAGUUUGAACACUAUGACAUCUGGUAUAGUCAGCUGAUCUUGACAUAAAUCUCAAUGAAAGUUAAAUACUUCUCUGCAAUAAAAUAACAGGAUGUAGUUUUAAUUUUGCAUGUAGAGUGGCUGGCAUGCUUGCACUAUAAUUGAAAACAGAAGUUAUGUUGUAAAUGUUGUAUGAAGCAUGCAAGAAACUCUGAAAAAUGACAGUCUUUCUAAAAUGUUACUUAGCAGCAUAUCAUUUAAUUUCCAUUUUAUGUAUAGUGCACUGACUACCUUAUAUGCACCUUUUCCCCUCCAUUUUUGUUCAGCUAUGGGAAUACUGUAUAUUGUGCCUGAUCAAUUGGUGGUGGCUGUUCGUAUGCAGAAAUCAUACAAAAUGUACUGCUUUUAGCAUAUUGAGAACCUCAGUUUUCUCUGUAAAACUGAGUUCUUAAGGUUGUGGUGUUGGAUUGAAGCAAUGCUUGUGAAAACAAAGGGUAAGCGGAAAGGCUAAGAAGCCAUUUUUGGAAGUAAGAAGUGGGAUGUCAGUGCCCUCUGUCCUUCAUGACAACACAAUCAGGCAUCAAUCCUGUACCUGCGUACUUGAGUGAGAGUAAACUUCAGUGGACCCAACGUGGCUUAACUUCUUCUGAGUUGACAUAGGGUUGCUCUAGCUAGUACUGUACAAUAAAUUGCAAAACAAGUAAAUAGAUGCAUGCUGAUAUCUGCAUAGCUGAUAAAAGGGUGUGGAAUUCAGAUUCUCUUAGUGCAUACAUUUAAGUGCAGGGCACAUGGAGAUGCUUCUAUACAUGAUUUCUGUAUGAAGUAAAUAGGGAGCAGCAGCAUAUGGAAAAAGUUUUGCAAUCCAAGAUCCCUAAACACUUUCUCACAAAGUUUAGAAACAUGUUAACAAAAUCAGGACUGAGAGAACUAGAUUUUCACAUUUAAAAACAAAGUUCAGUUGGUACACUGUGUAGUGGAGAGAGAUACUCUAUUUUGCUAGAUCAAGGGUUUUUUAUGGUGCUAAGCUGAAAUCCUUCCUUGUUCACACUCCUUCACUUCCUUUUUGGAGUGAAUCACCAUUAAAAUUCUUGGUUUCUUGUAAGGUUGAGUUGCAAGUAUAGUAGUGCUUUUCUUUUAAAGCGAAGAAAACAGCAAGUUUGAACCAGUAGAUUAUCUUCAGUAAGGAAUUGAAGUUCACAUUUCUUCUGGCACACUUUUUUUUAAUAUAAAAAAAAUAAUCUACAAUUGGCAGAGAUGCUGAUCUGGUUGGAGUAGAAUUAAAACCAAAACCUCAUUUUAUACAAGUAACUAGAAAGCUAAUAAGGUUUGGUCCUGCUUAGUGAUUUAUAGACCACCUUAAAUCGCUGAAUCAUUAACUUAUUUUUUUUUGCCAGUCUUUAUAUCUUUAAUUUGCCAUGAAAGUGUCUGCUUAAAAACACUUUAUGUUUUUGGAAUUCUUGUCACAUAGAAAGAGAACCCUGGGCAAACAUCCAUAAAGGAAAUACCUGCAAAUGUUGCCUUAGUGAAAGCAAUAGAAGUGUAUGGAAGAGAAGAGUUGUUGGGCCAAGUAGGGCUCGCUUGAAAUGAAAUAGCAGGUGAAUACGUUGUAUUUUUAGCUGUUGUUUAAGAACCUGAAUUAAUAUUUGUUGUUUUUGUUUUGCUGUGCCAUAAGUAUUAGCUCUUCAAGUAAGUGGGUGAAAACUUGUAUACUGUCAGAAAACUCUCAUACUUGCUCUUUGACUUUGUGCCGCUGAAACCAUAGCUUUGCCAUGGUCUUCAACACUUGAAAAUGAUGUCAAAUGUGGGCACUGAAGGUCAUGGUAAACUUGGAAACGAAGGGAGGUCCUGAAAGGCCCCAAUAAAAUUAGGAUUGCUAUAAAAUGGACUCCUUUGAAAGGGAGUUAAAGACUAGAAUACUAUAAGAUAGCCAUUAAACACUGUUGAUCAUGCACUAAUAUUUCCCUGGUUUUGCUUCUCCUUAGUUUAGAAUCAGUGUUAGAAACACAUAUAUAUACCUUACCUCUCUCACCCUGACCUAGCCACUGUGAUCCAAGCAACGGUCACCUUCAGACUUGAUUAUUGUAACUCACUCUACGUGGGGCUGCCCUUGAGACUGACUCAGAAACCAGUGGGUUCUCGCCGUGGGAUCACAUUCACCCAGUGCUAUACCAGCUGCACUGGCUCCUGGUGGAGUACAGGAUCAGGUUUAAGGUGCUGGUUUUAACCUUUAAAGCCCUAUACGGCCUAGGACCCUCGUACCUAUGGGACCGCCUCUCCUGCUUUGUCCCAUGGAGGACCUUACGGUCUUCAAACAAAAACUUCUUGGAGGUCCCGGGCCACAGGGAGGUUAGGCUGGCCUGAGCUAGAGCCAGGCCUUUUUCGGCCGUGGCUUUGAUCUGGUGGAACGCUCUGUCACAAGAGACUAGGGCCCUGUGGGACUUGACAUCUUUCUGCAGGGCCUGCAAGACAGAGCUGUUCCACCAGGCCUUUGGCCAGGGCACAGCCUGACUCCCUCCUUUGGCAAUCUUCACAGAACUCUAGCCCAAUGGCUGCCAUUAAUUUGAUUUUGAAUUGAUUUUAAAAUGAAUUGAUUUUAGAAUGCUGUGUUGCUUUUAUUGUUGUUAGCCACUCUGAGCCUGGCUUCGGCUGGGGAGGGUGGGAUAUAAAUAAUAAUAAUAAAAUUAUUAUUAUUAUUUAUUAGCCAGUCGCCAAAUGGCACCUUGUAGGUUACAGUCACCACAAUGGGAUGUCUAGGCACCAUUCCCCGCAAUGCAGUUUUAUUGUUGUUGUUGUUGUUUUCAUUUGCUUUAUAUUUUAAAGGAAAAAAAUUCAAAGUUGCUUACAACACAUUAAAACAUCAAAUAAAACAAUCCAGAAUCAAAUAAAUAAUAAUCAAAUAAAUUCAAGCUUCAUUCAAGGAAACUAUUUCACAUCCUUCUCCAAGUGACAUUUUGCUUUCCCCAUAUUUAUUUACUUACUUAAUUUAGUAUAGCUGCCCCAUAGCAGAAGUACUCUAGGAAGUAGACUAGGACCUGGGAGGCCAGGGUUCAAAUCCCCACUUAGUAAUGAAUCUCACUGGGUGACCUUGGGCCAAUCACAGGCUCUUAAUGUAUCUCACAGGGUUGUUGUAGGGAUUAACUGAGCAGGGGAGUGAACCAUGUACUCCCUGGAGAGAAAGGUGGGAUAUAAAUGCAGUAAAUAAACUCUUCCGCUUACUUGCUUAAGAAAGUUGGAGGGACUAGCUGGAUGGAGAUGACAGUCACCAACCUGGAAUACAGAGAUCACCACGUGGUUACAAUUGGGCCUGCGCCAGUUGCAGAAUGCGCUUGGCUAAUUUCUAACACUAUUUAGAAUGGGUACCAUGCGUUACCCUAGCAAUAAUCACAAAUGCCUAUAUUGAAUCUUGUACUGCUAGAAUUCAUUAUGCAAGUGAAAUCCAGUUAUAAUAUCCACUUAUCCGAAUACAUUUUAUACACUAUAGUGAUCUUCUAAGUGAGAGAUGAAUUGUGGAUAAGGCAAUAUGCAGAACUUUGGGUUGAGUCCAUAAAUUUGUUCUGGUUAUGCAAGGACUUGUGCUUUUUAGAAAAACAUUCCCUCUUCCUGUGUGUUCCCCAAAUCUGUUUUGGGAGGGAAAUCUUGAAGGUACACGGGGGCAGGAGAAGGAGGGGAAGUUCUGUUGCAUAAGCAAAAGUCAUUGUGUGAAUACAGCAACUUUGCUGGAUACAACCCUUUCUCUUGGGUUACAUACUUGAACUAUUCAGCAGCUGCCAGCCCUGAAUAUUCUAAGCCAAGUAGUAGGUCUUGAAAUUUUCUAGUACAUAGUCCUGACAUAAACCUGUAAAACAAAUAGAUUCAUUUUUAGCAAUGUAUGUAUAUAUCAUGAAAAGUUCAUCUAGGUCCUGGGUGUUUUGCCCUGUCCAUUGCUUGACUGCAGCAUCUGAUGUAAUGUAGUUCUCCCACUCCUGAUGUAGAGGGAAAUGUCCAAGUAGCCAUUCUUUGCUAAAGUCAGUGACAGGGUAGAUAAGUGUAUUGCUGUCCUACUGCUUUUGUAAGUACAAUUUCGUACCAACACUUUCCAAAGAUGAAUUUAUGGAAGAACUAAAAGAGGAGUUAGAGGAUGAGUGAGUUGGCAUUUGAAGGGGAAAUUAAUGUUGAAUAUCCAGUUUCAGCAGUGUGUUCACUCUGGUUAGUGGAAUUCCUUCCUCAAUAUGUUUGAAAGCUUAAUUGGAAAAAGGAAGUCUGAGCUAUUCUGUGUUUCAAAGAUCAACAAGAUGUCUUUUGUAGCAUAUGUGCUACAAAUUCUGAUGCUACCAGAUGGCUGGAAGAACUUUCGUUGAAGGCAAGUCAGCAGUUGCCAAGUGCUUGUGGGGCUGGGGUGUGGGUGGAUUUGGUGGUGUUCUUGUGUUUGUAGUAAGGAGAAUGUAAGGAUAUUGAAAUAAGAUGGUGGAGGGGUGAUGUCUUUCUAUCUGGGUGCUUACCUGGGUGGGAAAACAGGGCCUAGGUGGGAGGGGAGGGGCAUUGUGGUGUAGUAUGGCUAAGAUGUCUUGAUAGACACAAGUUUAUAGUUAGAUCCUCUGAAUGCAUUGCAAAUGGGUUGAGGAGACCCUGAAUUACAGUAUUCAGGAAGGUGGUAUAGCAGCAAAGGGCUUGUGCUUGGCCUUGCAGUUUAAAUAGUGACAGUGUAAACUGUACAAGAAUUUUUGGAACAGCUGAGGUCUAAGGGGAAAACAUAUAUUAAGAGAGAGCUUUGUUACACCACAUACUUGGUGUUUGGAGGGCGCUUGCAGUUUAACUCAUCCUUGUGUAAGAAAUAAAGAAACUUACCAGUCUUAAUUCCAAGAAAUUUAUUUUAGGUAUAUAAUAUUUCCUUACCUGUGAUUUCCAGAAAAAUCUUAUAUUGCUGUACGAACAAUUCUAUUCACUGUAAGAGAAAUCUGAUUGUCUUGUUGCCCAGUUUGACUUUUAUAUUAAAAGGGUCUCUUGCCAGUGAAAGCAGAAGACCUUCCAAGCUUUCGCCAUUAUACAGAAAAUGUAAUUUGCAUCUGUUGUUCAGAUGUUAAACUGCAUAGGAGAGACUGGAUGGAGAGACUGCUUUGGAAUUUUAGAGUGGUGAAGGCACAGGAUGUGAACCAGCAUAUGUUUCCUAUUCAAGAGUAACAAUAGGUUUGGCUUAGUAAUGUUUUGCUAACAAAAUGAUGACAUUGCUAUAGUUGAACGAAGAUGUGAGAUUACUAAUUGCUCUGUUGGGGAAAAGACGGGGUACUGAACAUUGACUUAAUGGCUCAACUUCCACAGUGGUUUAAGCAAAACUAUUUUCCCUUCCUAAUAUUUGUGGACAUCUGUUAAUGUAUUAAUCCUGAGCAACACUUAACAAAUUUGAGUGGAUUUUGGAAGAGCAGCGUCAGAUUAUUAUAGAAUGUACUGCCUAAUUACUGCACAAAUUCAACCUAAUGUUCCAAGUGGACUUAAGGGGUUGUUUUGUGUUACAAGCAGAAAGCGAAUUCUGAGAGUUGCACAAGUACAGCAUGACAUUUAAAAAACAGAAGCGGACAAAUGCACACCCACUCAGGCUUUUCGUGUUGGGUCAGUUGUUCACCUACUAACUGGCUGUUCACAGCAAUGAUCAGCGGAUGAUCUUCUUCUCUCUAACCCCCUGCCCCUACUGUGUCUUUGUUCCUGAAACAUCUUAAUAUGUUUUAGAAAAUAAUUGUGCUAAAAAUAAUUGUGCUAAAGAGAAAAUAAUUGUGCUACAAAUAAUUCCUGUUUAAAGCUGGCACCUUUUAUUUUUUAAAAGACAAUCCAUUUGUGCAGCAUUCUUCUUAGGCGAUCACUCGUAGCCGAGUAAGAUUGUCUUCCAUGAACAUGAUCUUAACAGUGAACCUGUAAGUGACUAUGGAGGCCAAUUUUGGAUCCACACAGUGGAGACAUAGGUUUACAGGCGGGAGUUGAUCAUGGUGUGGGUUUGACAAGCAUGCCUUCCUCUUAGCACGUUUCUCCAUUUCAUCCUGAGUUUGAGCGUCUUCUAAGUCUAUGACACCUUUGCUAAAGGCUGUUCUUCAAUUGGCCAGUGUUUCCCAAUUGUCAGUGUUUAUACUACAUUUUUUAAGAUUUGCCUUGAGAGAGUCUUUAAACCUCUUUUGUUGACCAACGUUACACUUUCCAUUUUUAAGUUCAGAAUAGAGUAGUUGCUUUGGAAGAUGAUAAUCAGGCAUCCAAACAACAUGACCAGUCCAACAAAGUUGAUGUUAAGGAAUCAUUGCUUUGACACUGGUGAUCAUUGCUUCUUCCAGUAUAUGUACUGGCAUUAGUUCGCCUGUCUUCCCAAGUGAUAUGUAAAAUUUUUCGGAGACACUAUUGCUGGAAUCUUUCGAGGAGUUGGAGAUGCGUAUGUUGCUGCCAGCUGGUCGAAGUUGCUGUGUAAGCUUGUUCUGCUGUAGAACCAGUUUCUUCUGGGGAAUUUCUGUCAAUGUGCUGAGUAGAGUCACUGUUUUCUGGAAAUGCAAUUUCCCUCUAAGCUCUCGAGUACAGUUAAGAAUAUUAGUAACUGUGGUGUUCCUAUUUAUUUAUUUAUUUAUUUCAUUUAUCAUUUCAUUUCAUUUAUGUCUUUCCUUUCUCCCAGUGCAGCAACCAAGGCAGAUCACAACAUGAAUUAAAAACAGAUACAGCUAAAACUCACAAAAGUUAUAAAUAUAAAAAACCAAAUAAAUUACCAUAUUAAAAACAGCGCUGAAUAAAAGCAGCUGAAAACCAUUUCAGUUUUUAUCCCACCUUUUUGCAUCUUCACCCACCCAAAAUGUAAUAAAAUAUCAAGAUAAAGUGGCACCAGCAAAAAGAGUAGCAGCAACUUGUACAGCAAUUCUAAUCUGCUGUAGACCUGGGGGGUGUAGAAUAUGUGCCAAAAAUACUGAAUUUUGAAUGUGUUUCAGGUAAUCCAGAUUUGUAUGCAAGUGAGAAUGCAAGUGAGAAUGCAUUUCACUUAGAAAAUGAUAGAAUUAUGCCACAGAAUGGACCUUACCUCCCAGUUUAAACAUGUUUGGAGCUAUGUCAGAUCUAGGACUAGUUCAAGCCAAUCAGUUUAGAUUAUAUAAAAUUUUACAAUUUAAGGCACAGCUGUCUUUUUAAAUAGUCAUUUUAAAGCUGUAAUCCUAAAGUACCCUUUAGGAUUAAGUCCCACUGAACACCAUGAGACUUGCUUUUGAGUAAAUGCAUAUAGGAUUGUUCUGCAUAUAAGGAAUACCAUGGCAAUACAGAAUCAUUUACUGUAAUUUCUGUCUGAAUAUCUUUGACCAAAACUACUUUGAAGUUUGGAAGCUGCAAUACUUGAUCCUUCAACCUUGGGUCCUGUGGUGCUGUUGCAUUUGCAAACUCAAAUAUUCCACAGCCAGUUUAGCCAGUGAUCAGGGUUAUUGGAAGCUCUAGUCCAACAAUAUCUAAGGACCUGAGGUUGAAGAUUGCUGAUCUCCUUCAUAUGUUUGCUUCAUUGAUAGGUGACAUUGUGUUAAGAGUAUUCAGCUUAUUUUAAAGCACAUUAACUGAUCUUGUCUCAAAUGCAAUGUGUAAAAUAAGGGAGGAAAAUAGAGGGGACGUAGGGGGGAGUCAGCUUUUAAAUUUGUAUUAAACUUGUAUUAAUUUGGUGACAAAUUGUUAACAAUUAUGGAGGGGGGAAUUGCAAAUGCAGUGUGUAUACAGUGCUGUGAAAUUGGCUAGCUGUUGAUAUGACCUGAAGUUAUGUGCCAUUUGUUUUUCCACUCUGAAACAUUAUAUAAACCGAACACUUGCAGGCUUUGGGACUAGCAGCAUUCCACAUGUGUAACAAUAAUUGUGAAACACAAAAUCCCACUGGCUGAAGCCAGGACUGAUGCUCCCAUUCCACAAAUUCUGCUAUGUAAGAGUUGAAAAAACACGUACAAACUAGGUCAAACAGCAAGCUUGUGUGUCUCGAUGAAUGACACGCCUAUUUUACUUGAAUUCCAUGCCAGACCAAUGAAUAAUCAAAUCUAAGGUUUGCAUUCAAAGACGCCAUGAUAACCACUUGCUUCAGAACACACAGCCAAACCUUAAAUGUAACUGCAGCAAAUUCCAGAGUCUGUUUUAGCAAAAAUAGUCUUACGAGUCUUCAAAAUGCCACCAGUGUACUGUGACAUGAAGUUUCAUGGACCAGAAGAUGCAUCUGAGAAAGUAGGUUUCAUGCCUAUAAAAGUUUGUGCCUCAGUACAUUGGUGAGCCUGCUGUAGGAUACUUUUUUAUAGAUUUAGUGGUUUCCUAUGAAUGCGAACCUCUAGCCACAUAAGACUUUGUAAUGUAUUGUAUAUUGCUCUUCUAUGCAAUAAUGGAUAGUCUCUGUUUCUGAACGCUUACCUAAUGCCAUUCUUGAAGUCUAAUCUUUGAUAUUGACAGAAAAAGCUAAUGCCUUCCCUGUUUAAUUACAAUCUUUAAAAUCGAGCAGUAUUUUAAAAACUUUUUCUCUCUCUUCCCUCCGACAAAGCUGUCAAGUGCAAAUCCUGUGUACGAGAAGUUCUAUCGACAGGUAAGUGUGGCUGGCUUCCUGGGCUUAUACAGUACUUGCUUUUAAAAUAUCUCCUCCUUGGGUAGUUAUGGAUGGACAUAUUAAAGAGGAGAAUAACACAGAUAAUUUCUUCCUGUCUUUAGGCAAUAGAAUGAAAUAAAUAUUUUGGGUGUAAAGUUAAUUCUUAGGAUAUUUCAGUAGCUUUGCAGUACAAUGGACUGUUUAAGACAUUCAUAUUUAUACAAACAAUCACUUGUACCAGUACAAAUCAGCAAUUAUUGCAAAAGCUAAUUGCUCUAGGCCCCACCAACCUCUCGUACCAGACAGUAAUGGAUUCAUACCAUUACAAGAGGAAUAUACUGUGACUCAUUAUGUCUCCUUGUUGAAGCAACCAAGCAUAUCUUCAGUAAAAAUUCUGUCCAGUAGCUUCUUAGGCCAUGUCUUUGAAUGCAUAGUUCAGCUUAACUGACUGGGCUUUAAACCUAUCAGUCUGGUCAGCUCUCAAAGUUUAACGUAGUUCCAAUAUUUGUAAGUACCAGAAAAGAAAGGCCUGGUUGGAAACUGAAAGCACAAAAUAAAUAGAUUAAAACCCUUAAUAUAUACAUAACAAGACAGCUGCAAAUAUAUAUUCCCUUCUGCAUGAUGAAUAUAUACCUCUCAUCAGUCCUGCAUUUCUUUAUGUUUAGAUGAAAUGAAUUAAUGAUAACAAAAAAAAGACCUGCCUUGGGUACUAUGAUGCCCACAAGAGGACAAAUGUCUCUGUUCUGAUUACCCAAAAGUUUCAAUGGCCUGCAUUGCCACAAGACUAGCAUUGCAUCUAAAUUACUGUUUGUUUUGGCAGUCCUAGCCAUUAGGUCUGUACCAUCGAGCUUUGGUAGAAUGGAAGUUCCCUUCUGCAUUGUUACAGAUCUAAAUGAGGACUGUUUAUGGAUUAUGGAUUCCCAGUCUUUUUUUAGAUGCAGAGAUAUUUAACGUCUAACUUAAGUACCUAUUAGUUAGCAAAUAUUCAUUACAUUGAUGCGGAAUAUAGAGAGAAUUAGUAGUAGUUAAUAGGAACUUUUAUUUCAAAUCAAAGUAGAAGUAAAUUCAUAAUAGAAUAAUAUUGUAAGAAUUGCAUGGCUUCUCUCUAGCACAGUCUGUAUGACUGAAUGCUUCUAUUAAAAAAUGCAACAUUUGAAUGAACAAAACACACACUAAGCACGCUGAAAGAAAUUAUAAACAAAGAGAAGAGGAGCUUCUGGCUGGCAGCUGUAGGGAUCUUGCAGAAAGCAGGAAAGGGGAUUAAACGGACCAUGGUUGUCUUGAGGUACCCAAUGUGAAUGUUGUUGGACUACAACUCCCAUUGGUUCCAGCCAGUGUGGCGAAUGGUCAGGGAUUCUGGGAGUUGUAGUCCACAACAUAUGGAGGGCACCAUAGUGGCUACCACAGUGUAGAAAAAUGUACAAGUCACAGACUGGAAUGAAGCAAAGCAACACUCUAGUAUUAUACAGUUGAAACAAACUAAGAUAAACAUUGGAUAGCUGCUUUAGUCACAGUGUAUCCGCUCUUCCUCCUGGCAAGGAAAAUGUAGUGCUGUGCUGUCAGCUGCUAGCUGCCUGACGUUGUCAGUCUUUUUGACCUUAACAAUCGAAAUUAGUGAGAAGCCUUGCAAGUCCUUCCAGGAAAACACUGCCAGUUCUGUACCUUCCAUCGUUGUCCCUUGCUCUUCUAGGUAAAGGUGGAGUUGGGGAAAGGGCCUCACAAUACUUUAGUUUUAUACAGUAUACAGAGCCUGGUGUAUAAGUAGCUUCUAAGUACUCAUUAGUUUUAAAAAGAUCAUCUGGCUACAGUAUUUGGCAACUGUAUCAUUUUGUAGUUGCAUAUAAAUAAAUAAUUUUGCUGAGGUAAUAAAUGUGUUGUACCCUUAAUAGUAGUUCAGCAAGUCAUCCAAGUAAGUCAGUAACAAAACUUUUUGUAAGAUAUUUAGUGUGCAAAUUGCUACAUAACAAAUCUUCAAUAUGCCUUCUUUUUGCAGGUUGAUCCUAGUAACUCUGGGCGGGUGUUGGCUUCCGAUGCAGCUGUCUUCCUUAAAAAAUCAGGACUGACAGACUUGAUACUUGGGAAGGUAUUAACUGUGAAUCAAAUAUGGGGGUUGGGGUGGAGAGAUACCAUCCUGUCUUGGUUUUGACAAUAAAGAAAAUAUUGCUUCCAAUCCUUAAGCCCUUCUAUCUCUCCAGGAGAAGCUUCUUGGUGCGCACGAUUGUAGGCCUGAAUGAAACAAAAAUUGGGUGUUUUGUGGAGCACUCAGUAGUCAGAAUCCAGCCCAUAGUUAGGUGCGCCAAAGCCAAUUUAAAUAGGCUUUGUCUUGCUUAUCUCUCUGGUGCAUGGUGGCCUCUACAUUUACUUUCUCUAAGGACUGACCCAGUUGCAGCUUGGAAUAUUUUUCAACAUAGGACACUUCAGAAUGCUUGAAUAUGCACUGGUUAGAGAUAGAAAAACGUACUUCCCUAUAAUGUAUGAAAGUGCCUGCAAAUGAGAGAAGAGUAACUUAGAGCACUGAAAUGCAUGGGUGAAAAGUGAUUGCACAUAUUUUGUGUAUGGAUGUUUUGUUUUGACGUUUUUAUACACCCUUCAGUUUGUUGAGCUAUUAACUUUGUUAGAGCUCUGUUUUCCCUUUUGCCAAAACUAAAGCCUCAACAUUAAACUGAAAUUCAUACUAUUGCCCGAGGUGUCACACGUUUCAUCAAUGCACUGUUAAGAUAAUGUGGUUAAACUUUUGGGGUUAUUAUUUAAAACUGUUGCUCAUUCAAGUGGGGAAAAGAUAUUUCUGGGAGUACUUCAAAUGCUUAUUUCAUCUAACUGUUUAGGUUUGGGACCUUGCUGAUACAGAUGGCAAAGGAAUCUUAAACAAACAGGUAAAAAUAUGAUAUAUUUUUCUUCAAAUGAAUAUGGUGAAAGGAUAACGAGAGUAAAAAAGCAUUUUUAUAACAGUUUAUAGCAGGUUAGAUUCUGUUAGAGACAUCUGUUUCUUCAUAACACACGGAGACACAACCGGAUCAUUAUUGAAACGGGCUUACAAAUUAUGGUGGAUGAAAAAUAUUUUCUUGAGCAGGAAUCAGUUACUUGGUGCAGUAACUCAGUUACUACACUUCUAGCUGAAGGAAAACAGUGGAACUCAGUUAAGGAUGAUAUACAGGUGUAAUCUACUCAAUCUUUUAACCAUUCUUAGAAGAUCAAGCGUGUGUUAGAGGACUGCGUGCUAUUUCUUCCCAAUUCCCAACAGCCUUAAGCCUUGAGUAAGGUAAAUAUAAGCCAGAGUUCCCUUAUCACAAGUGUUCGUUCUGAAGCAUUUAACCAUGGUAGAGGCCAACAGAGAAGGGUGAGAAUAAUUUGUGUAAGGAGAGGGGCUGGGGGAUUAGAAUGUGCAAUUCUGAGGCCUGCUCCUUACCGUUAAAUGUUACCCAUUGCUUAAUCACAGUUAAAUCUGCUUUGCCCAUUAUGUUAAUUUGUAAUGCUAACACCAAAGUGUUGCUUAAAGGUAAAGGGACCCCUAACCAUUAGGUCCUAUCGUGACCGACUCUGGGAUUUUGGCACUCAACUCACUUUAUUGGCCGAGGGAGCUGGCGUACAGCUUCCGGGUCAUGUGGCCAGCAUGACUAAGCUGCUUCUGGUGAACCAGAGUAGUGCAUGGAAACGCCGUUUACCUUCCCGCCGGAGCGGUCCCUAUUUAUCUACUUGCACUUUGACGUGCUUUCAAACUGCUAGGUUGACAGGAGCAGGGACUAAGCGAUGGGAGCUCACCCCGUCUCCGGGUUCGAACCGCCGACCUUCUGAUUGGCAAGUCCUAGGCUCUGUGGUUUAACACACAGUGCCACCCGCAUCCCUAAAGUGUUGCUUAAGUGCAUCCAAAAUAUUUUGCUGUUCUGUAUGUCCAGGGGGUGCCUUUCCCCACUUGCAGCCUUUUGCACCAUGUUGCACUCUGCUUCUGAAUUUUCCCUGCAACUUGGGAGCAGCUGGUUGGGUAACAUAGUGAGCUUCUUUUAGGAAGUGGAUGAACAGCUCAAGCUUCCCCACACAAGCCAUGGAUCUAGCCCUUGAUUACUGCCUUAUACAGCACAGAAUACUUAGAUUGCAGAGUAAACACCAUAACAUUAUGGAUCAUGCAGGAUUUUUAACACAAAAGAGAAAAGCUAGACCAGUGAGUGAUGUGUUGCACAUUAGAGGAAAGUUUUUAAGAAGCAACGCUUACUCUCCCAGCUUAACCUUUUGGAAAUGUGAAGGAUUUAUAAUAAGAUUAGAACACAGAAGAAUGUGUAAACAAAUGUAAUGUUUUUUAAAUUACAUCACCGCCGUGUGUGCUCUCCCUUCUUCUAAUGCUGAAUAUUGAUGCAUUUUAAGAACUGUUUAGGAAACCAUAUCAAGCUGCUUUGAGGUACCUAAACUUUUAGCAUGCCUCUAGUAGCCACAUCAAGAUUUGCAAUGGAAGAAAGACUACCCUGAAGGUUUUUACUUGAAAUGCGGUGUGUGUGUUUUGAUACAUUUUUUUUGGACAAAACGGUUCUAUGUUAAUUUAAUUCUCUUUCCUUUUUAGGAGUUUUUUGUGGCUUUACGACUUGUUGCCUGUGCACAGAAUGGAUUGGACGUUUCACUGAGCAGUCUUAACUUGCCUGUUCCUCCACCUAGAUUUGUAAGAACUUUUAAAAACGUCUUGCCUUCAGUAUUUGCAUACAAUAAAACCUGAACACAUUAUGCUAUGUUGCAUGUGCUAUCAAUAUACCAUUGGAAAAAAUCAUCUCAUGCAGCAUCAUACAUAGUGCCUUAAUUGUUGUCAAGUGUUAUAGUCUUACAAUACAUCUUUAGUCCCCUUUACUUUUAAAAAUAUACACAAAUGAUGCUCAAAAUACUGCAAAAUGUGCAGUGUUGGUGAUAGUAAUAUUUAGAGUACAGAAUUCAAAUACCGAUGACCUAACGGGUCAUAGGUCCUCACUGGCCGUUGUAUCUUGAACCGUGUGAACCAUAUUGCCCCACCUCUGCAGCCCUUUGGCUUUGGGGCAGAUAUAAGUCCUAUCCCAUAUAUUCCAAUUCAUUCAGCAGCUAACUCUGGCAAUAAUUGGAACUGGCCACUCCUUCAGAAAAAUAAUGUAAUUCAUUCUGCCCUGUCCAAUCAGUAUACCUCCACCCGCAUCACUCAGCCUGGACACUGAGGUCCUCCUCUGAGGGUCUUCUACUGGUUCCCUGGCUGUGAGAAGUGAAGUUACAGGGAACCAGGCAGAGGGCCUUCUCAGUACUGGCGAACAACCUCCCUUCAGAUAUAAAGGAGAUAAAGAACUAUACAACUUUUAGAACACAUCUGAAGGCAACCCUGUAUCAGGAAGGUUUUAAUGUUUGAUGCUUUAUUAUGUUUUAUAUAUUCUGUAAGCCAUCCAGAGUGGCUAGGAAAACCCAGCCAGAUUGGCAGGGAUUUAAUAAAAAUAAAAAUAAAAAUAAAAUAUUAUUAAUAUAUUGUAAUAAUAUAUUAUUAUUACUAUUACUAUCAAUCCAAGCUGGUUCUAGAAAGUUUCUUCCACAAUAUUCCCUUUCACUUGUGUCAAAAUUGCAAAAGCAACAUAUUGCGCUUUCUUGGUUAUAUUUACAUGUUGUAAGAUAAUGUGAGUAUCAAAUUGUUGACUAACCUGAGAUAAAGUUUCCUUAUUAAAAAAAAAACUGGGUAUGCACCAAGAUGAGAAAUUGAGUGCUGAAAUUGAGAGCCGAUUCUAUGUGUGUGAGAGAGCAUAAAAUUGCUGCUUUCAGAAGAUCUUUUUAAUAUUAAUUAAUACUGGAUGAUUAGAUGUGCUAAUCACUGUUGGUCAGUUUCUAAGAAGCCUUAGAAUCCUUUCCUUUGACCACAUGUCACCUUUGUGGGUUGGUAAUUAGAGCUCACAGCAGUUUUUAAUUAUCUUAUUUCUUCUGGCACACACUAUGUCCUCUGGCACAUAGUAGGGAAUUAUCAUUGUACACAGUGAACAUAACACUUUUCAACAUAGACAUUUUGGGAAUUAUUAGUCCACAUUUUGGCUGGUAUUGCAAGGUAUUCCCGCCAUCAUAGUUUCCUUAAACAAUAUGUACAUACUGUAACGUAAGCUACGUCAUCUUAGCUCACUGCUGAAAUCAUUCUUCAUUAAUACAGAUUCAGGCACUCUGACUUUAUUUUACACAGCAGGAAUUUAUGAUAAAUCUGAAUGACAGUUGCUUGUCAUUUCCAAGUAAGGACAACUGAAAUAAUUCUUCUUUCCACUAGAAUGAUUCCUCUAGCCCUUUAUUAUCUGGGGGAGCGCCAGCUGAUAUCCCAUGGGCUGUUAAGGUAAGGGAAGUGAACUGGAACCUUAGCUGAAGUGAAUGCUUUUUUCAGUGUAUCUCAGCUUCUGCCUAUUAAGCUUCUAUUUGGGGUUGAUGCUCCUACUUUCCUUGCUAUGCCCCUUCUUUGAAAACAAAACCUGUUACCCAACUGAACAAAUACUUCCUUGCAAUGUAGCACUUCCUCUCUUUGUAGUAGCUUGGCUCGGUUUCAUGACUGUUGGUUGGUGUAAAAGCACAUCCACAUCUCUUGUCUUGGAUAUUUGGCCAAGCUCCUGAAGGGUGUGUGUGUCUUUCUCACUUGAUCAACUAUUGGAGUUAUCUAUGGAGUGGCAGAUGCAUCCGUGUGUGCAUGUUAUUUUUAUUGGCUUCUUCCAAAUGUGGUUAAAAUCAUGCGCAAGAGGUCUAAACCAUAGCUGGCACAAGCUGCUGCUUAACAUAGCCAUUAGAAAUGGGCCGUCUCUCUAAAAACUCUUGUUCAUAUACUUGAGUCAUCUCCUACUUCGACUACUUCAGCCUCUUUUUGCAUCUCUAGUCAUCUCUUUUUACACUUGGCUCCUUCACCCUUUUACCAGAAAGAUCUGUCACCAGAAUCAUUCGCUUCUUCGUCACUUUGGUCAUAUGAUAUCCCUACAGUAGCUCCCUGCCUGUUUCCAGAUCCAGCACAGAUUUCUUUAGCCUUGCUGUCGAGAGUCCCAUCAUAGCUGUGUGAACUUAUCUGCCUGCUCUUAUAUCCCAAUAUAUACCUGUGACCUUUGUUCCUCCAGACAUAUUGACUUUAGCAAACAUGAAUCCUUGACGUUGGCACAGCAGGGGAAAGGAGAAUGAGAAAGAAUUUUUAAAAGACCCAUUUUCCACCUUGCAUCUCUGAAUGGUGCUACAAAGCUGCUGCUGAUUUUAGGGACUAGGGUUGCAUUGCAAAAUUUUCUUGUCCACCUGGAACUGUAUAAAUAAAAAUCUGUGAUGUAUUGCAAGGUUUCCCAGGAGGGAAAGUCCUUGCUAGAGAGAUCACCAGCACCUUCUGGUUGACUUGCAGCUAAAUAGAGCAAAAGAAGGAAUGCCUUUACUUUUAAGACCCAUUGAGAUUCUGGUAGAAAAAUUGUUUUAAAUGGUGCUUCCUGGGAUGGUUUCUAGAAACAUCUUAAGGAGCAGUAUAUGUGGAUUUUAAAAACAAAGAAGUAGAAUGGAGCUAAAAACACUAUUUUCCUUCUGAUUUGAUGCUCACUUAUUUACUUUAUAUUCAGAUAUUCAUACUGAAGUCAUCUCAUAAGAGGCCCACUGUCUGGCUUCUCCCACUGUCCAGUAUUUGUGUGUGUGUGUGCUUCUUUCUGUGUGCACUCUGCCUAUUCUCUUUUCAUACUGACUAGUUAAUUUUUGGUUGGGUCAAUAUUCCUGUUAAAUUAAGUGUGGCUCUUUUAAUAUUAUUUCUAAAACCAGGUAGAAGACAAGGCCAAAUAUGAUGCUAUCUUUGACAGUCUGAACCCAGUGAAUGGAUUGUUGUCAGGUGAUAAAGUGAAACCUGUUCUGUUGAACUCCAAACUGCCAGUUGACAUCUUGGGAAGGGUAAGAAUGACAAGCUUUUUAGCAAGGCAAAACAUCUGUUUACCCUGUGGAAUCCCAUAGGAUGAUGAUUCGUAAUUUUUGGAGCGUCCGUGAGGCUCUCUAUCUCAUGCAUGGUUUUCACACAUAGAUUAAAAGACUGAGAUCUCUACAAGGGGCAGCUCUUUAUAAGCAAACCCCUGCUGUUUGGUUGUUGAUCUGCCUUAGUGGCAGGGGGCCUGUGGGCCAGAUUAGGCCUUACAGGAAUCCAUGCCCACCUGCCCCAAACCCCGGGGCAUCCAUGAUGGGUGUGGAGCAGGUAAAGAUAUGGAUGCAGAUGAAUAACAGGGAGCCUUACAGUAUACUCUAACUGUGCCUUAGCAAGUAGGACUUCCUGCCAGUGCUGAUCAGUCGAUUUCAUUGGCCAUAUUCUGUUCACCGCCCUGUUUUACUUGUUACACAGAGUUAUGAAAGAGUUCCCCCUCAAGUUGCUUUUAAAUAAGAAAAUGACCUGCUUGAAGCUUCAGUUAGGAAGAGAGGAAAUGAUGCUUUAGCUAUUUAUCUUCUGCUGUUUUCCCUCUUGAAACCCUCUGUAGCGAGAAAAGAACAUUGAUGAGGGUGUUUUUGGAAGGGAAAGACUGCUGCCAUCCAUCUGCACUUGAUUGCCGCUUCAAGUAGCUGCUUUUCAUGUAUAAAAAGAAGCAUCUGAGGGAGUGGUUUCAAGGAACUCCAUGUAAUUAGCAGUUUGGCCCUGAGAUGAGUAGCACAAGCAUAAUAAUAUGGUUCAUAGGGUUGCUGUAUUGCAGUUUGAAUUGCCAAUAGAUGUCAUUAUGGACCGGAUGCAGUAAUAGUGAAAAGCUGUUCAGGCUAUUCUAAAAUUUUAGAUUUUCCUAAAAGUUAGUUAAUAAUCUGGUGUUGAGAGUUAGUCAUGGUCCAGAAGUGGCAGGUUUGGUUUUUGUUUUGCUCAGAGGAAAAACAGAUUUCCAAUGUCUAGUGCUGUUGGUAUUUAACAAUACAAUGAAAGAAGCAUUAGGAAUAUGAUGAAAUAAGGGUAGAAUAUUCCAUUGUGUCCUGAAUGUAGGCAUGUGCAUUUUUUGUUUAGGUUUGGGAGCUCAGUGACAUUGACCAUGAUGGAAUGUUGGAUCGGGAUGAAUUUGCAGUUGUAAGUAUAAUGGUCCUUGUGAGAUUCUAAACACACUUUUUAAAGUUUCUGGAGGUUGAAUAGAGUAUAGUCUACACUUUAAGUCAUACUGUACUUUCUUAGAGGCAUGUGAAUCCAAAUAUCAGACUGGUUCUUGGAAUAGAGCAGAAACUAAAUUUACCACCACCAACUUAAUUGCUAGACCCUGAUGUUGGGAAAGAUGGAGGGCACAAGGAGAAGGGGACGACAGAGGACAAGAUGGUUGGACAGUGUUCUCGAAGCUACAAACAUGAGCCUGACCAAACUGCGGGAGGCAGUGGAAGACAGGAGUGCCUGGCGUGCUCUGGUCCAUGGGGUCACGAAGAGUCGGACACGACUGAACAACAACAACGCUUAAUUGCUAGAUGGAAUGAUGCCCCCCUCACUGUUCUGGGGUUCUCCCUAACCUCCAGACCCAAUUUUGGGGACAGAUGGGGAAGAAGCCCCAUUGUGCAAGUGAAGAUCCUUGUGCAGGGCUUCCACUGACUGGGUUGGUUAGGUUAAUCUCACCCAUAGGGUUGUAUCUUAAUGCUGUCUAUAUGUGAGCAAAACAGAUUUCAACUCAUGGAACAUUGAAUUAUGCCCUAAGCUUCAAAAUCUGAAAAUACUUUUAAGUUGCAGUAUUUGAUGAAUUGCCCAGACUCUUGGCAUUGUAAUGCCUCUAAAUGUAACUUUGAACAGAUCAAAUUCGCAAUGGAGGAGUACAUGAAUGUGAGAUAGGUUUUAAAGGUUUUGUUCUUCCAGGUUGCUGCGUUGAUUAUAUAAGCAUUGAAAUUGCUUAAUAAUAAGCUAAUGCUGUGCCCAUCUUUUGUACUUCUUCAAAACUAUUUUUCAGGCCAUGUUCUUGGUGUACUGUGCUCUUGAGAAGGAACCUGUGCCAAUGUCUUUGCCUCCAGCAUUGGUGCCACCUUCUAAAAGAAAAGGUGUCAGUAUUGCAGGUGGAGUGCAUUUGUUGCCACCUUCAGCAUCCAGUAAAGAGUCCCAUCAGUCCAUGCCACCUGUAAGCCUCAAAGCACCAUCACCACAGGCAAGCUCACCAAUGAUCAGCAUUUUGUUCUAUAUUAUUAGAUGCGUAAUGGAAAAAUGACCUCUUUUUUUCUCCUCAGUGGGUUGUAUCACCUGCAGACAAGAUAAAAUACCAUGACAUUUUUUUGAAAACUGACAAAGACAUGGAUGGCUUCAUCUCUGGUGUGGAGGCUAGAGAAUUAUUCUUAAAGACCGGUCUGCCUUCUGCCUUACUUGCACACAUCUGGUAAGAUAUUUUUUAAUGGCACAAUCAUAAUUUCCAUUUUUAAAGUGUUGGUGUAGGGUAACACUAGUUAUCUGUAGAGAAUUAAGUUUUUAGGGAAGAAUUAGUAUUGCAUGUGCACGCACAGGACUUGUCUAACUGAAUUGGCAACAUGUUUUAACAGGAGAAUUCAGGGAUUUGUGUCUACCUUUGAUGACUAUGUCCUUUCCUCCAGGAGAAGGUUCCACAAACCGAUGGAGGCCUUGUGUUUGUAGAAGGGCACGUUGGGACUAAACCCAGAUAGAUUUCUUAAUUUGAGGUGGGAGGCUGCCAGCUUCUGAUGGAGUUACACACCCUCUGAAGGAGCUGGUACACAGCUUGGGUGUGCUUCUGCUUUAAAAUGUUUUAGAAGAAACACAAGUUUACAUAUCUGCUUAUAGUAUAAAAGUAAGGAAGAUGCUACACACUCUUCCUUGUAAGAGUAGCUAUGCUGGGUCAAAGUGCAUCUAGGUGAUGGGCAACCGCAGUUCUUUUUACCAGCUGCACCUACUGCUGCACCUACUGCAGUACUGAGAAGGCUGUUGUGUAUCUGCUAAAAUACUCAAAAGUUUCAAUACCAGCAUCAAAGUUGCAUAAUUCUUCUAAUGAAUACAUAAUUUUUAAGCGGGAGAACAAAUGUUGAAUCUUUCUCCCUAUGGCUUCUACAGGGCUCUAUGUGAUACAAGGGAUUGUGGGAAGCUUUCCCAGGAACAGUUUGCCUUGGCCUUCCAUUUCAUCAAUCUGAAGUUGACAAAGGGCAUUGAUCCUCCUCAGGUGCUAACUGCAGAUAUGAUCCCUCCAUCAGAGAGAACUGCUCAACAAAAGGUGACAUUUUUGCAUAUUUUAUGAUAUUUUGGACUUACUUUAAGAUACCCCCUUAUUUUUUUUGUCACAGGCCCUUGGGUUAGUGUGCCUAAUGAUGUGUAAACAAUUCUGCUGAACAGAGAGAUGAGUUCACUACCUUAUAUCUAUUUUGUUGGUUUUCCCUUCCCCCUCACAUAGACAAAGAAAGCAGACACGUCAUUUUUUUAAAAAUGAAAGGAAGAGAUGGUUGAAUUUGGAGCAGGGGGAAGGGAUUGGGACCUGUUUAUGAGUAUUGUCAGCAGAAAGAGGCUCUGGUUAAUCUAGUGCUGUCAUAAGCUCAUAGAGGUUCUCAUCGACUCUUAGGGUUAGGCUUCAGUACAAAGUUGUACAGGAUGAGAUUUGGUAAGAAUAUUGGGGGCAGUUCAGUGCACGCAACAGAGGCAUACAUAUGGAAGUGUCUAUGGCCUUGCGCUGAAGGGGAGGGGUGGAGCUGCUGUACGUUCAAGGAACUCCUGUCUAGGAAGUACUGGCACGGUUGAUACAUAAAUUCUGUUGCCCACCUUUGUAACAUUAAAAAUGUGCAUUUCAUGUUAAGGACUUGCAUGAUUCCUAACCUCCUUGUUUUAACGAUGACCUACCAUAAUAACAAAUUUAAAUAGGGUUAAGUCUCACAUCAUUUUUUGCGGUUUAUUUUUAAUCAGUAUAUGCCAGGUAAAAACAAAAGUUUGGUGAAAUCAGAUUUGUGUUGAUAGCGUUCUUUGCUCAUUUGGCCCUAGAAAAUUUCUUUUUGGUUGUGCUAAACCAAAACGAAUCAAACUUCCAGCCCAGAAAUGACUCUCAAGAAUUCUGCAUUUUCUUUGAAUUCAAUAAUAUCAGGUUUAUUUUUCAUUAUUUUGAAAAUCUGCUUUUAUUUCUUGCUUUACUAAUCUUUUUUGUAUGUUUGCUUUCCUUCUAUGUCUUUCCUAGUUUGGACUAUAUUUUCCAUUCUGCACCAUUCUGCUUUACAUCUUUAUUAUACUGUCAGUUUCUUAAAUCUGCCAUCUCAAGGUUAGAGAUUCUUCACUUUUCCAAUAUUGACUGUUUAAUAAUGAGCAUCUUUCUCAUGUCACAUUUUAUUUGAAACAGCAGAAUGCUGCUUAAUUCUCAGAAGUAGUGCUAUUAUCAUAUAGCUUUUGUCAUCCCAAGGUCUUUGCUGUACUUGAACAUUUAUAGAAUAAUAUACUGCCAUGUACUUUAUUUUGACACCUGUAUGAAGGAAAUAGUGUUAGGUAAAAAAGUAUUUAAAUUCAGAUUAUACUAUCAGUUUCUUGGGGUUAGAUAUGCCCAGGUGUAAGAUGCAAUUACUCAUCAGAAUUGCACAUUUGCUUCAAUUAUCAUAAAACAGUUACACUGUAGAGUAAUUAGCUUAUAGGUAGGCACAUUCAGUCUUAACCAACUGACAAUCUAAGUUAGCAGUGUAGACAGCAAUUGCAUUUUUGGCUGUUAAGGGAAGAAAUGUUAUCAACUUUACUGCGACUAUUGAAUAUAACAUAAGGAAUUCAGCAAUAGCAUGUCUUUUUAGCAGCGCAGCACUGUACUUCUAAAACUUGGAUUACCUUUUAAGCUUGUGUCUUUCCCUGGUUAAAAUUGUACUCUAAAUUGCACCUUGUCAGUUACAUUUUCUACUCACAUCUUCAUAUCGGAAGGUGAAUAGCAUAUAUCUGUUGCAUAAUGUCUUCUUUUUACAAAUAUAGCUAUGGUGUCACUAUUGCAAGUAAAGCAAUAGGAGACUUUUUGCAAAAUUCUGACUAACAUGAAUGAGGCAACAAUUAUCAAGAGAACCUCAUUACUUCCUAAUGAGUUAAUAUGCAAAUUAUACUAUACUAUUUAUUGGCAGUAGCCUUUGUGCUGGUCAGGUCCGUCUUUAGCAUAUGUGCCGCUGGGGUGCAAAGAUCCGCCCAGUGUUCCUUUGUGGGGGGGUGAACUCAAAGUUGUGGAGCUUUUUUGUUUUUUUUUGGGGGGGGGGAAUCGCUCACCUAUAACAACGCAGCAGAAAAAACUGCUUUUGUUUCCUGACACAUCAGGAGUAUUUGACGGAGGAGUGGGGCGGCCAAAUAUCGAGAGGGACCAGUUUGCAGUGGCUAAACAUUUGGCGCCCCCCAGAAUUCUCACCGCACCCCUUGCACCCCCGGGUAAAAACGGCCCUGGUGCUGGUGCUUAUCCCCCUAUAACAGCCCUGUAUAGAAUGGAUUGGGCAAGCCCCUUUAUAGCUCCACUGUAUCCAGUCCCAACAUCUGAAAACCUGAUAGGAUCAAAGGAAACCCAGUGCAACUGUUGUACCUCGACUUGUAGUUAGAGCACAGGUGUGUAUGGGCAGUGUGCUGUAGAUGAUCCUUGCCUCCUUGCCGUGGAUUGGAUGCCACUUCAGCUACUUGCACCACUGCAAAUUGUGCUGCUUAUUUAGAUCCAUGGCAAACCAUAUUUUCUCCUUUGUCUUGCAGAACAUGCUAGGACCAAGUCCUGUAGCAGACUUUUCAGCAAUCAAAGAGCUGGAUACUUUAAGCAAUGAAAUAGUUGAACUACAGAGGUAAGUAAAUAGAAUUAUGCAUUUUGCUUGCACUGUUUUCAUUUAAUUGCCCAUAACUUCAUUUACACUACAUAGCAGGAAGGUACAAUUCCUUUAAAUGAAAUGCAUCCCCUAGAACCCCACCAUGACAUGUAGCUUGUCAUGUUUACAUGAAUGAAACGCUUAAUGGGUACCUCAUAUGCCUUCAGGUUCGAGGGCAUUUCUCCCAUGGGCUCACCAAAAUCAUGAACCUGGUCUUUAUGAUUAUAGACCCAAGAGAUUGAAGAUGGAUAGAAAGGGAGAAGUACAAAAUGAUUUAUGAAGUGAUGAAAGUCAAAGUAGCAUGUUUAGGUUAGAGAAGGGUCAAAUAAUUUUAUUUUAUUUUUUAUUAAAUUUGCCAUCCCAUCUGAUGUCAGGAAGCCACUCAAAGUGCCCCAGUCUGUUCUGGAUUGAGCUUCAGUUUGUAGGCUCUCAUUCAGUCAAUAAUAGGGACAAGGCAACGGUCUACCACAUCCACUGCUGUACCUACGCUUUACAGAAAUGAGACAGUUUACAGCUGAUGGAAAAGAGAAGAGGGUAGAAGACGUGGAUAGAGAAGUGAGAGAGAGAGCUGGUGUGGGGGUAGAUGGAAAUGCAAAAUAAGACUUGUGAAACUUUGACUGAAAUGUGGAGUCAAUCAGCUGGAAAAAUGAACGGGGGGAAAGGUUAGAGAAUGAACUUGUAGUCUGUCAGUAUUGCCUUUAUCAACAUCCAGUUGCAGAGGAAUAUGUAAGGUGCCUUCUACCUUAUCUUGCCUUUAAUAUUGCAUCUGUCUACUAAUGUAAGAUUUAUUUGAGGUUACUUGAAUUUUUAGCAUUUAAAAGUCUACCAUGUUUAUGUGCAUUAUUCAGAUAACUACUUUCUGUAUUUUUAUGUUCAGUGCUAAGAAAUUAUUGGCUGCAACUGUGCCUAUCUGUCCUAGAUAUAACAGCAUGCUCUAGAUAAAUUCUUCCAAGUGGAUUUACAUUUGUUUCUUAAACAAAUGGAAAAAGUCCUUACCUUAGGAAACUGAAUAUCUAUGUUCUUGAUUAGGGGAAUUAAAAAAACCCCUGUACAGUACAGUUCACUGUAUCAGUGUUUACACAGUGGUUAAGAGAAGGCUGGUAUGUGUAUAUAUACUUGUUUUGAAAUAAUUUAAUUGUGUAGUGUUUUGAUAAAACACAUUUCCUUUUCUAAUUUCAAUCUUGCCUUCAGGAUUUCAAAGCAGGUGGUCAUAAUAGUCAGGCACAUUAUUUGUAUGACAGUGGCUUCUGGUAUUCUCUGACAGAGAUAGGAUCAAUAGCCUUGACAAUAAUGAAAUAAUGAAAUUAGUUAUGUUGAAUGAAAAGCAAAGCAUAUGUGAUGCCUUGCAAAAGGAACCUGCGUCAACAUCAAUGCAGAAUUGUGUGAUUUCUUUCCCCUUUGGCUAGCGUGCUCCUUCAGUUGACCUCUGCUGUUCUGUUUAUUUUAGUUUCUUCUGUGUUGGCUGAUUAUAAGCACAUUCAUCUCUGGUGCUAUUUAUGGAUGUUGUCUGUUGUGGAAGAUCUCAAUAGUUGUAAUACAGGAAAGAGCUAUAGGAACAGAUGCAAAUCUGCAUAUGAGAUUUUACUUUGCCUUGAAUAUCACAGCAAGGGAAACUUGUCAAUCGUUGAUCAAGUGGCAGGCCAUGCUACCUGCUGAAAAUAUUGAAAUGCAUGAAUAAUUACCAAGCUUGAAAGUAUCUCUAAGGAUUUGGAAACUUUUUCAAUUAAAGAACGAAGAGGAAACCUGAAAUGCUAGCAUACUGGGCACCCUCAUACUUGCUGGUUCUCCCUUUCCCCUUCCCCCAUCUCAAUAUUAAUCUCCUGAAAUUGUUGCUUAAAAUUGUUGUUAUUAUACAUGCAGCGACCUUUAUGUACAGAGUUCCAUUCCUGGCCCCCCACACGUGUUGGUAGGGCGCACAUAAGCGCCCCCAUUCCACCCUGCCCCGUUCCACCCUCUUCCCAGGUCCAAAAGGACCUGUGCCUCAGUGAUCAUUCUUCAAUUGGACUCACCUAAAAUGGUCGCUACCUGAAAUUAUUAUUUCCCACAAUUCACCAUCAGGUCCCAGGGUGGGUCACAACAUUGUAAAUGACAAUAUUACAAGCAGUUUACAACCAAUUACAAUCACUGCUGGAGAGGGUCCUAAAAAGAACUAUCUCAGUAUAUUAUCUAAUUAUCCACUGAGCUAUUGCGUCAAUACAGUGGUACCUCGGGUUACAUACGCUUCAGGUUACAGACUCUGCUAACCCAGAAAUAUUGCUUCAGGUUAAGAACUUUGCUUCAGGAUGAGAACAGAAAUUGUGCUCCGGCGGUGCGACAGCAGCAGGAGGUCCCAUUAACUAAAGUGGUGCUUCAGGUUAAGAACAGUUUCAGGUUAAGUACGGGCCUCCGGAACGAAUUAAGUACUUAACCCGAGGUACCACUGUAUAACUUUCCUGCAAAGUAUAGCAAAAUGCUAGCAGGGGAAGAGUGGAGGACAGCUCCCUCAGUGAAGGGAGUGUGUGAACCCGGGGUAAAAAGAUCUGUAAGGUUACAUUAGGACAACCUGCCCAAGUAUUUGGUCAUAUAUUGGGGAAACUGCACAUUGUAAUGGUUUAUUGGACACAAGUGUUUCCAUGUGGCUUCAUGCAGUCAGAUCCAAAAGUCCCAUUCUAUGCACAGGAUGUCUCUUCCUCGCAGAUAGGCUAUUAAAACCUUGUUCUAGAACAUCCUAUGAGGGAAAUAAUACCUGAUCCCAAGAUGCUUUUUUCACUUGCGCAAGAGCUUGUGAAAAUAUGAAAAUUAUAGAACCUGUGUAUCAUUUCACUGCAUGAAAUCUGCUAACACUUGCAUGUAUGUGUGUGCAAAAUUAUGCUAGCAGCAAUUUUCCUCCUGUUUAUGGCCCUGGAUCUAACCCAUGAUUGGGAAUCUGCUGUUUAGCUGCUUCCAGAUUUAUGUUUCAAAAAGAGGACAAAAAUGCUCACUCCACUGUUCGUUUUUAUCCAUAUUGCAAAGAUCAGAUUAGUAUUUUUCUAGGAAAAAAUAAUCUGGUUGCUCAAGUCUAUUCAGUUAUAGUUCUGGUUCUAAAAGGGUUAAACAGAUGGAAGCUGAUGCAAUCCCUCCCUCUUUUCACCAGACAAUUGCUCCAUAGCAACAGUGAGAUCACUGAAGACAGUAUUUCAUUGAUUCUUCCCCCCCUCCCUCCCUUUCAUCUCUGCUUUCUCUUUAAGCUGUUAUUUCCACCUACCCAUGUCUGGGAGAGUGAAAAUUGUAUAUGUAGAACAUUUCCUUUUUCUUCUUCGUAAAUAAAGGAACAGAAACUCAUUCCUAUAAAUUUAAUGUUCCACUAUGUAUUUAAAAAGAGAGACUGGCUUAGGGGGUUGGAUAACUGUACCUGGUGUAGCUGAUGUGCUUAAAUAUUCCUGCAUUGUUUGCUGGUCUUCUAGGGAAAAGAAUAAUGUGGAGCAAGAUCUAAAGGAAAAAGAAGACGCAAUCAAACAGAGGACAAAUGAGGUCCAGGUAAUUUCAGUGUAAAUUUGUGUGGUUUUCUUGUGCUUUGAACAAUGUGUUGGAUGAACUGCCUUAGAGCUUGUUGAAAAAUAUAUUGCAGUAAGUGUCCUUAGCAAAUGCACUGCAAAUAAGGGUUCUGCACAUGCUGAUGUAAGAAUUUUAUUACCUUAGGAAUUUUGAAUGGAAAUGUCAUGUUAAAUGCCUGCAGGAUAUGGUGCUUAAGGAGAGAUGAGGAAAAUGUGGCAUGUUUGCGGAGGAAGAUACUGUUCUGGUCCACAGUAUUAGAAUUUUAAGCACUGUAUACCAUAACACAUUUAGGAUUUUGUUUCCUGCAGAUAAAGGAUUGCACCUAGGCACACAUUUGUCAAGCUUCUCGUUUCUUACCCAUAAAUGCCAUUGAGUUCAUCGAAUUACCCAGGCAUAAGUGAUACUAAGAUUGUGUCCUAACCUAUGCUGUAGCUGGAGGGGUGGGACUCCAGAGCAUCUAAAUGUUGAGCAAAAACUGCUUUUGCUUAAAUUUAAAAAUCCGUCCAAUUUGGCUAUCGUCAUUCAGUGGCAACCUCUUAUUUAUUGAGCAUUACAGUCUUUUCUGGUGAAACACAAUCAGGCGGUGUCUUACACAGAGCAGUUUAUUUGUGAGCAAUUUUUCUCGCUAGAUGAUGGUGAAAUCUGUUUUCAUAAGGUGAUGAGAAGUGCACUUCUUUUUAAUGAUAGCAAAAAGUGAAGCCUGAAAUGGGCCAUUUAUUAUAAAGUAAAAUCAUAUUUCUCUAAACAUUUUUAAUGGUUAUUGAUUUUCCUUUUCCUUUAGUAGCUCCUUGUUAUAGAAGCCAUAUAGUACUGAAAUUUGAUUAAUAGAAAAUGAAUUAAAGGAUUUGAAAGGGAUGGUAUUACUGGAGAUCUUCUUGUCUUCAUAAGCUAAGGCAGAAUUUUCAACUAGGAAUUGGAAAUGGUGGUCUUUUUUAAAAAAAAAUGGAUUAUGGACUCCUGAAAUGCUUAUUCCUCUAAAUUUACCUAUUCAGUUAUGUUAGUAUGAAAACUAAAACUACAGUUUUCCCCAAGAAACUUGUUGAAAUACAAUAUUAGGAGGCCUACUGUAGGAUUGUUUGCUUUUCACCUAGUGAGGCAAGCUUUGGUAGGAAAGCAGAUAUUUUUAAUACGUGUGUGAGAGUAAGGCUUCCUUUUAUUUAUUCCAAUAAUAAGAAUGCUUUACAUAUUUGAGUAACAAGUUAAGAACUUUCAGUUAUGUUUUAUGUUUAGAGGCACAAAUAGACUUCCUGCCUUAGUAUGCAUUGAAACUUUUGAAGAUGAGCCUUGAUCAGAAAUGCAAGAGUUUCCAUGGUUUGAUUUCAUACCAAGAAAUCAACAUUGAAAUUAAAUUACGUAAGAAAUGUCUCUGAAGAGUCAUAUGUAGCUUUAGAAAGGGUGAAACUGGACAUUAAGAGAAUGGCAUUUCAGACACUCAAAAUGAGUUGUGCAAAUCAAUGCAGUAUUUACUGAAGUGGAGUAAAUUGAAAUGGCAUGAUAUGUGCUAUAAUAAAAGAAAUAUAUGGACUUAAACGUGAAAGCAUUCAAUACGUUUAAUUCAUCAUAUAGAAAAGGCAUUGAACAGAUUGAAAGGUGUCUGUUCUUCUAUAGAUCUGUUUUCACAUCUAUGAACCUAAUUUCCUUUUCAUAAUUAGGUUUCUGAAGUUAAUUAUCCUUGCUUGUUUUUAUUUUGGAAAGGUUGUUUUGAUCAUCUCAAAAUGCUAUGCUUUAUAAACUUCAAAAAGUGUAGUGGCUUUAUUUAACCUUGCUUGCGUGCAUUACUGUAGCAAUAUAUUGUCUUGUGGGCAUACAGAGCAAGUGUGUGGAAUAUUCUCCUUAAUUCAAGUGUCUUGUGCAGGGGUAGGCAACCUAAGGCCCGGGGGCCGGAUGCGGCCCAAUCGUCUUCUAAAUCUGGCCUGCAGACGGUCUGAGAAUCAGCGUGUUUUUACAUGAGUAGAAUCUGUCCUUUUGUUUAAAAUGCAUCUCUGGAAUAUCAGCUAAAAAAAUUUCUGAACAUGUUACAGUACUUACUUUGUUCCUUUUCAUGUUAUUGUUUUUAAUUCUGUGUCAAAAUAGACAAUUCUUCCUUCUGAAAAUGUGUGAUAUAAACACCAUCUGCUUCAUUUUUGUCAUAGAAAACAAUUUAUAUGCUUUCUGUCUUGUUUUCUUGGAUUUUUCCAUUGCCUCCUGCCACCCCUUCCAUUUUUCUGCAUAUAUCAUAUGGUCUAAAUCUUCAAACUGUCAUACUUUUUAUGAACAUGAAUACAUUAAAUGCUUUUUAAAAAAAAAACCCAAAAACUUAUUUGCAAAAUUCCAGGAUCUUCAGGAAGAAGUAAAAAGGGAGAGCAAUAAUUUACAGGCACUGUUGGCUCAGAAGCAGGAAGCAGAGGAAAUCCUUAAUAAUCUUGAUGACGAGAAAGCCAAGCUGGAACAGCAACUUAAUGUAAUCCGGCAGAAAUGUGUUGAAGAAGCUGAUUUGGUAGGCAAUGGUAGCUCAUUUGUGAAAACGCCCCUAAGUUUAUUGCAACUCUUCACUGGAGCAAUAGUAAUAUAUAUAUAUGUGAUGUGAAAAAGAAAAUAGCUGGAAUGGGAAAAUGUUGCUGUUCUCACAUUAUAAAGAACAAUUGACUGAAGAUUACUAAAUUUGUUUCAAAUUUAAGCCUUAAAGUGAGGGGGAAGAGAUAUUGCCAUGAUUGCAAUGUAACUCUUAUUGGUAUGCUUCAAUGGGUGCUAUAUCCUUCUAAGAAUCCAUAUUGUUGCCUUGUUUGGUACAUGCACUGUGGGCUCUUCCUCGAAGCUAUGUUAGACAUUUCGGACAUGGUUAUGGUGCUGUUUUAAGGCCAGUUGCUAUUAAUCCUGGCCUAAGUUUGGAUGGGCGCAGUCUUAAGAGUCUCAUGCCCAAAGCAAUUCAUUUUUAAAACAUAACAGCAUAUUCCUACAAAAGAAAAAGAAUAAAUAAAUAUAAAGUUGUGGUUUGGCUAACCCUGUCAUAGCAAUGUAGUGCUCUCCAGAUGUUAUUCAGACUGCUAAGCCCAAGCAUGCAGUCAGUGGGUCAGAGCUGAUGGAGAGUCUGCUCUCCAGGUACUGUCAGAUCAUCAAAUUAGCUACUUUUCAAUUGUAGUGUGCUCAGGUGUGGUAAAAUCUAAUAAUGAGUAAACUUGAACUGUCACUGACUCAGUUCAGAAUCAUGCGCCAAAUCCUCAGAAUCAUGGUGUGGAAGAUCAGGAAUGUGCUACUUGCACUUGUACUCUUUUCUGUUCCUUUUCUUUCUUGAGCAAGCAAUGAUUCUCCAUUGCAUCUGAAGGGGACAGACUAUGACUCCUUUAAACAACAAUAAAGUUGUCAGUCUGUGAAAGAUGAAGGAGGCAGACAGCAACGCAUUCCUGAUCCUCCGCAAACUGGUUUUGCAGAUCAGGAACAUUGCAUUUUAACUGACCAAUUCAGAUGCCAUAGUGGGAAUAGUGUUUAUGCAGUCCAGCUUCUUUCUUUUACUUAUGCAGUGAAAACCGUGCUGCCGCAAGUACUUCUUCCAUAGUAAAUAGCCAUACUGCUGUAAUAUGGAAUUUUUUGAAACCAGAAACUACUAGAACUAGUUCCUAAAGGCAGAUCUUAUGGAGUCUAUAUUCACCAAUUCAAAUUAAUCUGUACCUGUAAUUAAACAUGCUACUUAAAAAAAAAAUGUUUUGGGGCAAAGUUGUGUAGUUUCUAACUUAUUUUGUUUUCCGCUCUGCAGAUCUCAUCACUAAAGGCAGAAAUAACUGAUCAGGAGUGCAAAAUCUCCACAUAUAAAGAUGACUUGAAUAAAGCUCAAGAAGAGCUUGGCAGGCUGCAGCAGGAAACAGCAGAGCUAGAGAAGUGUGUCGAGACGGGGAAAUUGCAGCUGGGGCCUCUUCAGGAGGGUCUUCAGGAGUCACAACAAGAAAUCACUUCAGUAAGAAAAUAAGAGAACCCAUUUUUCCUUGUUGCCUUUUCUACCAGUCCCCAAAUUUUGCUGUUUGAACCAGCCCCCCCCCAUUUCAUUGAUAUCUAGCAAGGAUUAUCACAACUAACUCUGCUAUUUAAAACUGAAAGAGCAGUGUGUAAGGUAGAGAUUCACAAGCACAUGGCAGGCAGCCUCCCUCUUUUGCCACAGAACAAUCAGGAGUGCUCUUUAAGGCUUCAAAUUGUUCCUUUGCAGCCUCAACUGUGCCCGUGGCAGUCCAUUACUUAGGACAUUCUAGCUAGCUCUUUUAUUUGCCUGUGAAAAGCUUAAAUUCAUAGUUGUCAUGUGCAUUAGUUGGACCAGGAAGAUAUGAGUUCAAAUACUAGCUUGGCUACAAAGCUUAUUGAAUGGUUUUGGGCCUGUCACUGUUCUUUAGGAAGACAUACCUGUCUGUGUGGUUGUGGGGACAAAUGAAGGCAAUUCUUUGGUGACAAGGCUGAGUAGAAAUAAAAUUAUAUUGUGUAGCUGCUCACCACUAAAGAGGGGAUUUGGUGAGAUAAUAAGAGUGACAUUCUGUAUUCCCCAAUUCACUGGAUACACUCCUGUUUCAUGGUGCUUUCUCUACUACUACGGUCAGUCACUUGUUGUAGUUUGGCUUCUUUGAAUAAACCAGGAGUAGUGGACCUGUGGUCUUCCUGAUGUCAUUGGAUAACAACUCCCAUCAUCUCUAGCCAAUGACCAUGUUGGCUGGAGCUAAAAGGAGUUGACGUCUUAACAGCAUCUGGGAGGCCAAAGGUUCCUCAUCCCUGAAACAAUCUUUUUAAACUCAACACAGUCUGGCCUGAUUCAGACCUAAUGACAAACUGCAGGAUGCUUCCAAUCUCUUCCUUGCAGCCACACUGGAUAAGGGUGGGGAGCACUUGCCCCUGAAGCUCAAGCUGUUUAAUUCCUGUAGUUCUGGGUUCUGUCUAACCUGGAGCAAAAUAUACUUUUCUUGGAUCACCUGGUAGUAUGUUAGGAUGCUGCAGCAUUAAUCUUCCCUUUUUACUGGAGCCUUUUUUUUGCACUGAAGUACUUAAUACUGAGAAAUGUGCAAAAGAGUACUAUAGUCGUUGCAGAAAUUGUGCUUGGUCAAUACAGGCGUUGCAAAGCAAAUUUCCCAAGUGAUCAGAGUUUCUAUUGAGCAUUAUGUAUAAGCGGCAUAUUUACAGAUUAAGGACCAUCCUAAUUUUUGCUCAUUUUUGAGAGGUUGAAGUACUUGAGUUCCUACUCAAGUAGGAGGGGGGCGGAUAGAGGACUUAUUUGUAAGAGACAUAGAAGGGUUGCUCACUGCAGACUUUUAACAUCCCACAGAAGGAACUAAAAUGAAAACUUGAUUCUGAAAAGAGGCAUGCAAUACCUUAAAUAUGUGAGUUGCAUAUGCUAUUUUUAUGUUGUUAAGUAUAUUUAUUGUUUUCUCUUCACAGGUGCAAACAAAACUAUUUGAACUCAAAGAGUUGGAAAACGGCCUCUUUAACUGGGAGCCUCAGCCACAGAACACACUACUUAAUGGAAAUGGCAACCAUUCAAGCCUCAGCAACAGCAGCAGUGAAACUGCUAACUUUAAUGAGAAUGCUGAAAGAGAGAAUUCAGCAGAUUCUGAACAAAUAAAUCAUGAACCUCCUGUGAGUAUUGGUUUUUUUGUUUUGUUUUAUUAAACAAUUAGAUGCAAAACACAUUAUCAAGCUUGAGUUUACAAAAAUAGCAAGUUUGUCUGCCAAUAAGGUUUCUGUUCAAAAGUCAAGAUUUAUUAUAUUGAGAUGCUUGUAUAGAUUGGUGCAUUGUUUAUCCUUUUCCAAUAUGCUGCCCUCAGCCAACUAGUUCAUAGAGAUUUGUGGGAAUGUGCUACUUCAGUUUCUUGUAUUUGUUAACGCUAUUCAGAGACUUCAGUGUUCAGAAUGAUAUUUGGGGAGGAGGCCACAGUGUAUGAGACCAUAGGUUUCCUUCUUCCAAAGUUCCAUUCUAUUGAAGGUAUUUUUAAUUUUUUAAGCCCUCAGCGUUGCAGAGGACAACCUUUUUUACCUUAAUAUUCUUAAGCCAUCAGAAAAGGCAGAACUGGUAAAAUGCUUAAAUCCAUAUACUAAACCUCUUUCCAAGUCCAUUUUUAUUAUUUGAGGUUGGUCUACAUCAGUAAUGGAGAACCUGUGGCCCUCAAGAUCUUGCUGGACUGCAACAGGAUUCCUAUUGGCCAUGCUGGUUUGUUUGGGGCUGAUGGGAAUUGGGAGUCCAGCAACAUCUGAAUGGCCACAGGUUGCCCAUUGCCUGGUCUACAUCUAAUUGCAACCUAUCCCAACUAAACUUUGAUAGCAUCACCCACCUUUGGGAAAUGUUACAAUACAGUUAAAAUAUGCAAAUUUCCUUAGUGCUUUGGCCCCAGGUAUUCUGGUGCAGCUCUUAGUGAUAAUUUAAUUGGCCACUUUUCAUGGUUUUGGGCAAUCUAAAUCUAUUACUGGACAGAAUGUGCCGUAUCCAGUGUUAGUACUACUCGGUGUAGACCCAUUGAAAUUGAAGUACUUAAGUUAAUCAUAUCCAUUAAUUUCAAUGAAUAUACUGUGAGGAAAACCUAUGUUGGAUACAACCAAAUAACGUUGGUUUGGUUUUGUGUCUUAUUGUCCUUUCCAGAUGUAAUUCUCAAAUGUUUCAGAAACAAUAUAGCACAUUCCUUUUUAUAUAAUGUGCUUGCCCACUGUCUACUUGUAGUUGCUUGUAAGGAUGAUGUUAGCCGUUGCUUAUAAGGUUCACUUCUUAAAAGAAUACAUGAGUUAGCAUGAGCAGCAUUGGUAUUGAAGGUGAACGUGUGCCAGAAAUGAACAGAUUGUGAACAGCAAUUCUGUAAACAAUAUUGCUAUAUAGACUUGUCACUAAUGGUUAGAUGUGUUCACAAAUUGAAAUCAUUACCUUUAGUAUGUAUCUAUUCUCACUUCAGUCUCUUAACUUUUGUAUAUCCCAGUGUAAACAGAAACUUUAGCUCAGUCAGUAGAGCAUGAGACUCUGAAUCUCAGGGUCUUGUGUUUGAGCCCCACGUUGGGCAAAAUAUUCCUGCAUUGCAGGUGGUUGGACUAGAUGACCCUCAUGGUCCCUUUCAAUUCUGCAGUUCUGUGAAUAAUUCUGUGGAUCAUUCUAUAUGUAAACAUACUUUCCCCCUCAAAAGGUCAGGAAUAGUCCAGACACAACACAUGCAGAAGCAGAAGCAGAAGAAGCGGAGGUUGUGCCACCAGAUGUUACCAAAAAAGUGAGUUUGUAGAGCACUUUAAAAUGCCUCAUUACAUAUAGUAUUGUAUGAAACUUAAUGCAUUCCUUAAUUUUGCAGGAAUGGGUGUCAGGUUAGUGAAGUAAUUUGGUGCUGACUCACUGACUUGGAUCCAGAGUAGCCCUUUUGCAAAUGGAACUGUCUAUCCAUUGAGUUUUUCCCAUUCUUCCUGCAGAUUCCUGCAGACUUCUGUGCUAUCUCCAACCAAAUGAAGCAGGGUUUAUUGGGGGUGGGGGGGAAUUUGAGGAAAUUGUUCCUUUCUCCUCUCUCUCCCAACCCCCAGUGAGUGAAAGAUUGAAUUCUACUUUAGACAAUUAGAAAGUGGGAUGGAUCCCAUGAAGUUGCAUCCCUCUCAUACUUAAUUCCAUGUAUGUAAAAUAAGUGUAAUUACUGACGUCACAGAUGGGAUGAGGAGAUUUGUACAAUUGUGCAAUGUAUUUCUUUCCUACUAGGGAGAUCCAUUUAAUGAAGAAUCCCAUCAGCUCUCUGAUCAGGCUGAAGGCUCCAAUUUAGACUUCUUUGAGGCUGACCCCUUUGUUGGUAGUAAGUUAUCUUUCAUUCUGCUUGUAUUUAUUGUUUAUGACUGCUUUUGUGUUAUCUGUAAUUAUGUAAUUUUUUCAUGUUGUAUGUAGCAUGUUGAGCAUGAUUUUAACUAUGGAAAGGUGGCAUGCAAAUAAAAUGAUAUAUGUAUGUAGCCUAUUCAUUGAAAAAAGUGUUUAAUGUCAUUAAGCUGAAUUUCCAUUAGGUUAUGUGAACAUAGAUAGAUAGCAAUAGAUAUUCCCGCCCUCCUACACACACACACACACACACACACACACACACAGAGGCGUGGAGUGCUUAGCACUUUCUGGGAAUGUGAAGAAACGACAACAAAAAGUGAUUCUGAACCAUCAUGCCAAAAAACGGGUGAAUAACACCAAAGUCACAUUUCAGUCCGGUAUCCCAAAAUCAGUGUGGACCUCCACCUUGGGAUGAUAUCUUGAGAGGUGGCUAAACCUAUGCAAGAGAGGGUGAAGUCACACCAAAGUCAGAUUUCUGUCUGCCAUCUUGAUUCAAAAUGUUGUUUGGCAUCCAAAUGUCAAUUAAGAGUGCUGCCCCCUUCCCAGGAACCCUCAAGAGGCGUUACAUACAAGGGCAUAGAGAGAACAAAUAAACAAAUGGACACAUCAUUUCCUAAAAUAUAUACAGUAGUAGAUUAUGGUACAAAUUGAUAUUCUGUAAAGGCUUGGAUUUCAUUCUAAAAUGUUAGGUCAGUUCUGGUACUGUUCAGUUUAAAUCUGUCUGAGCAGUUUACAGCUAAAUACAAUAAAAUAUAGAAAUGAAACAAAAGAGACAAAUGAGAAUAAAAAUAAAAGAGCAAAGGAUAAGGGGAAAACUUCAGUGAAAAUUCUAAUUCAAAUGAAAGGUCUUGGGGGAGGUGGGGGAGGAAGGAACCCUACCUUGGGCAGGUUUUCCUUUUACCUCUGCUUUGUUUUCUCAACAUCACCUUUCCCCCUUGCUUUCUCCAGUUUUCAAAAUUGCAUGUGCAUUGUUGAUAGACUGUUGUGUUCAGGAAGUAAAAUAACUGGUAUGCAGAACCUUCUCUGUGGUUACCAUGCAGUGAUGUGUAUUUGGCUAUAAUAUUUCUUACUAAAUGAGGGAAAUAACAGCAGGAAAAUGGUUCUUUUAAAAUACUGAUGCUCUUGAAUUGCUGUUUUGACCAUCUUGUGGUUAGCAUUUGUGAGGUGAGUCUUGGCAGAUUGUGAGGGCCUAACCAUGUGUGUUGCAUACUAAUGCAUAUCAAAGUGCUCUAACUCUGGGGUGUGGGAGGGAGAGCAUAGCCAAGACCUUUUCAAGAACUGGCAAUUUAGAGCAGAGAAAUAGCAGGGACAGAAAUGUUUUAAUAGCCCAGUGCCUUUCCCAGGGUUUCAAUAAAAGUGUGUGUGUCCUUGCCACCCCAGGGAGCUGUCACAUGAAGGAGAGGAUCAAACCAGCCCCAUAGAUAUCAGUGCCACAAAAGUGAGCAGUCCUUUGUUCUUUUCAUGAUGCUUCUCCCUUUACCUCCUAAUAGGCAAGCUCAUCUCAUUUUGAAACUGUAUGAGAGCACUGAAGAAGAAAACAAGGUUGCACUUAGUUGUAGGAGCUGUUCAAGUGGUUCUGUGCAGGGAUGCUAUUCCUCCCAUGUCCUUUGAUGUCAAAGCUCAUAGCAUACAUACCUGAGAGCUUCUGCAACAGGUGAAGGAAAUGAAAGGAGGAUGAAGGGCAGAUAAAAAUUUUAGAUGAAUGGGAAUACAGGUUGAGCUCCUGCAAUAUCCCAUGAGUGGCCUGUGUUGUAUACAGCUGACCAGGGUAAAACUGCACAGAACCAUUUGACACUCCUUCACAGGUAAUUAGAGGUAUGUUUUUGCCCCUAAAGGUCUGUACAAGUGCUAGGGAAAAUAUUUACAUGUGAUGUUUCACUCUUUAAAAUAGGUGAUCCUUUCAAGGAUGACCCUUUUGGGAAGAUUGGUGAGUUACUCUUUUUUUUUUUUUUUUUAGUUCACAAGCAGGACAUUUGAGGAACUUGUUGGGGACUGUAAUUUUUUAUUUGGAGUAGAAAUGGAAGAACUGGAGCUCUAUAUGAGUUCAGCCUUAGCAGGUUUCCCAAACAAAUGUUACCUGUGAUGGAGAACUCAAUUACAUUAGGCAACACAAGGAUGCUCACUUUGCAGAGGAAGCUAUGGGAAAUGCUGAGCUUAUUAGAACAAGGAGUAACCCAACUUUGGGCACACAGAUCUCCUAACAUCAGAAAGUGCUUUGUCUAGGAAGUGCUUGAGGCUGAGACCCAACAUCUUCUACUAACUGGCAUGUGGUUAUGGCAUCCUAUUACUUGCCUAUUUGUGCCAUUUAAGGGAAGCAGAAGGGAGUUCUGUGAACAGAUUUUGGGAGGGGGAAAUUCAGGAAUCAUCCAGUCCAAGCUUACCAAGCAGCUAGAGAAUUCUAAAUGUUGCCAUGAAAUGUGUUUUCCUUCUCUUCUCCCAGUGCAUUGAAGGCAUCAUUGUAGAACAUUUUCUUCAGAACCUUUUCAUAAUGUUUACUCCCUUCUGCUUUUUGUUGAUUAAUGGUGUGGUCAUCUUUGCCAUCUUCAGAGAGGAUAAAGAUCAGUUGCUGGGAAUUGCAGGUGGGGAGAGGGUUGUUGUGCUCUGGUUCUGCUUACCAGCUGGUCUCUGUAAGAACAGGAUGCUGGACUAGAUGGGCUUUUGGCCUGAUCCAGGAAGGUGGGUUCUUGGUUUCUUACCUUCUCUGCUUUUAAAACUGCUGAACAGACACCCUCUGCCAAGCUGAUGUUCCUAAAGAAUGCUACCUCUCUCCUCCAUUCACCCUCAAAUUUUCCUAAUUAUUUUUUAACUCUUCUUCCUGCUUCAAGCUUUUAGAGGUUAGAAGGUAUUUAUACAAUGUGUUUCUUGUACAUGCAAGCAGCCCUAGCUUUUUAAUGUGUCAGCACUAACAACAAAUUUUAAUGUGUGAUUCAGGCAAUAAAUGAUAUUAGCCCAGCCAGAUGGGUGGGGUAUAAAUAAAUGAUGAUGAUGAUGAUGAUGAUGAUGAUGUAAGCAAUUAUGUGGUGCCAUGGACUGCAGAAGAGGUAGUUGAAGCAGUAGCUAAAGUUCCUGUUAGCAGGGUGAAUAUCCAAACAUGUCAUAGCAUAUGCUCAUGUAAGUGCAUACUCAGAGAAGGCAAGGACUGCUUACAUUGACAUUUUGUGUAAGCCAUAUUUAGGUGAACGCUUCAAGUGAGAGGAAGCAUAUAACAAGCUAGCCCCUAUACUGGGCCUUUGUGCAAAACAGAGCAUUGUAGUAGAUAGGCACUACUUAAAUGAGCAAGAUUACUGUGCACGUACUUCUAUAAGAGAAUGCAAAACAUUUUCAGCAAGUGAAUGCAAAACAUUACUUCAGUAAUAAAUCUUGACUUGGUUUUCUUUAAGAUCCUUUUGGUAGUGAUCCUUUCAAAGGUUCAGAUCCUUUUGCAGCUGACUCCUUUUUCAAGCAAUCAUCCACAGAUCCUUUUGGAAGUAUUGACCCCUUCAGUGCAACCAGCAACAGCAAUAAUUCCACGGUAAGUCUGGAAGAAGUACAUGUACAUCUAUUGGGGUAAUGAACUGAAGCACCACCAUAGUAUUUAAAUAGGGAAUGCUGCUAGUUUCUCUAACUCAAUGAACAUGUGUGUUUUAAAUGCAGUAGGCUGUUGGCAAUUGAUCUCUGCAGCUGUAUUGCCAUUCUUUUGUGACAUCUUGAAGUGAAGUGCUUCGCCCCCUAGAAUCCAGAAAUAUUAGAUCAUAAGAUAUUUGGAAAUGAAUAAAUAGAGAGGUGUUGUAACAGGAAAUGUUCAGAAUUACUGUUCCCAGUUCCCAUUUUUAAAUAAGGGUUUACUCAUUUGGUAGCUACUUUGAUCCAUGAAAGAAGUAACAUAAUAUAACCAGCACUUGACUGUGUAACAGUUCAGGUGAUUUCUGCAGAGUGCUUGUGUUUUUAAAAACUUUGCAUGGAUAGCAGCUGGGCUUUGGUUGACUUAGCCAUUUAUCUGAGGUUCUGUUGAGAUUUAAUAAGCAUCUCUGGAUCCUGGCAGCUUCAAACAAAACAUUUGUUUUAAUACUACUGAUUUGAAAGUAAUUUUCCAGAUAGUUUAAGUAACAAUGCCUGGAAGGAAUAUACUUUAAAAGGCACAAGGGCAGCUGAAGGUUCAAAUUUCAAUCUAAUGGGUGAUUGGUUUCUUAAAGAAAGAAAUCUCUGCCUUCAUGGGAGAUUGAUGCAAUUUUUGAGAGCAAAACUAAUAUUUUCUGUAUUCUUCAGCAAAUAAUUAAGGAUGACAUUAGUAUAGGAUUUUAUUUUAUUUUUAAAAAAUUAAAAUAUUGACCCUUUGGCAAAUAAUAGCUUAUCUAAUUAAGAAUCUUGAUGGUCUGAAGUAAACAGCUUUAAUGGAUUUUAACUUUUAGACAGAAACACUGAAGUAUAAUGAUCCUUUUGCUCCUGGUGGAAUUGCUGUUACUACAUCAAGUGAUACAGGUAAGGCUUGAAGUGGGUUUUCAAGCUGUGGCUUCUGGUGAUCAUGGCCUAUGGAUUAGCAUAAUAUCUGAACUGAACGUUUCUCCUCAUGGAAAAUUCUGGUCUUAGAUAGGAAUUAACAGACUGAAAAUGAAAGCAGAUAAACACCUUCAAGCUAUGACUUGUCUGUGUUUGGAAGCUCAAAUUCAUGAUUUGGGUUCUGAGCUAUGGUUAAUACAUAAUGAGCCUUGGUGUGAUGUCUGAAAGGCGCUUUUCAGGCACAUGGAAAGAACACAACUUAACACAACUGAAGUUGUACAAACCUGUACAAAAUCAUCCCACAACGCUUUUCUGUGGCUGCAGAUCUAGUGUUGUAACAGAGAUUGAGUUGACAAGAGAACCCAAAUGCAUUUCAGUUAGAUGCAUAAUGAAGAGAGCUUUGUAAAUAACCAUUUGUCUGCUUAGUUGAGCACAAAUAAGAUAACCAACUUAUGGGAAACAAUUGAAGUUGAUGCUUGACACUCAGUUCAAAUGACUGACAUAGAGGUAUAAACAGGAUGGCUGAUACUAUUUUUGUGGGCUAAAACUUAAUUUGCAAACCUGGAUAAAGAUGUACCCGUUUCUGGGAGCAAAAGGAGAUUGUGGCUGUCUCCCUCAUGCCCUGCCAGUGAGUUUGUAAAAGUAGAUAACACCUUUUGAUCUGAUUCAGUAAGGUAAUAUUUAUAUUCUUGGUUGUGACAAUGUACUAAUGCAUUGCUAAAUAUAUGGCACGCAAGUCAGAGGUUUAUUUCACUGAUAAUAGCCUGGCUUACCAUUCAGUUACCAAAACUGGGACACUGAAGAGUUAUGUAUAGUUUCUGUGAAAUAUAGAAAGUAAAAGAACCACCCUCCUUGAGACUUCAUUUCAAAUCAUGUUUAUAACACUUCCAUGAGAUCUGCAUGUCUUGUAAGAAUUCCGCAAAAUUAUUUUCUAACUAUUGCUCUUUAACAAGGUAUCCAGUACUGUAGAAAACAGGCAUGAUCCUUAUCAAAUCUCAUUGGUUUGAAUUUGAAUGUGAACUUUGAGUAAUAUUUAUGCCACCUUGUGAAUUUAUUUAUACUGAGUUCUUUUACCACCUUGUAGUUUAAAUUAUAGUAAUUUAUUAUUAUUAUUAUUAUUAUUAUUAUUUCUAUACCGCCCUUUAUCCAAAGAUCACAAGGUAGUUUAUAAUAUAAAACCACCAAAUACAUAACAUAAAUAAGAUUAUGGUGGUGAGGCUAUCAACCCUAACUGGGUGUUGCCCAUAACUGGUGUAAGAUCCAAAAGAUUCAAUGUAAAAUAGACUCAUCUCCUCUCUUGUCUAGCUUUUGUUAGUCAAUGAAUUAACUUUUCUUCUCUCUUGCUUAUUUUAGCUACAGAUCCCUUUGCCUCUCUGUUUGGAAAUGAAUCAUUUGGAAGCGGCUUUGCUGACUUCAGCACAUUGUCAAAGGUAAUUUGAAAUGAUUAAUGCCUGUGGAAAAAGCAUAAAAUUGCUGCAGUAACCAACACACUAGAGGCUCCUACAUACGACGAUACAAAACACAACUUUAGCAGAUGCUGAAUCUAAAUCAAGAGAUCAUGACUUCUCAGAUUGAUUCCCCAUUUUAAGCUACUGUGAGCCUCAUUAUUUCUGAGAUUACUUGCUUUGUGAACUGCCGUGAGCACAAUUCAGUUAAUGGAAAACUACACCUACUAUGACUAUAGGUGCUUGCAUCGUCUCAUUGACUACCUUACUUUCUUCUGCUUCCAUUCCAAGAUUUAUAUAUCCUUUUUAGAGUGUUUCUGAAGCUGCUGUAUUUGAAUUCUUCUCAACAGCAGGGUAGUCAAGCAAGCAAGCAAGUUAGCUUUCAAGAAAUGAAAAUUCCUCCAAUCGUAAUCAUAAUUGUAAUUUAUUAAUACCCUGCCCAUCUGACUGGGUUGCCCCAGCCACCCUUGGCAGCUUCUAACCAAAAUACAGGCAAAGCAACUAAACAACAACAACAUAAAACAUUAAAAGCUUCCUGAAACAGGGCUACCUUCAGAUUCCUGUGUCAUGUGGAAGUCACUCCACACACGUUGUUAUACAUGGAAUAGCUCUUACACAGUUCUGUUUUUCUUGUGGUGAUCACGCUGCUUGUGCAGCAAAUCCAGCCUCAUCUUUAACUGCUGUGAAAUUAUAUAAGAGCAACAGAGCAUGUAUGUGACUAGUUCUGACUAUUGCUGCUUGUAUACAAGACCACAAAAGUUACUAGCCUGCAAAAGCAUUUAGUAGCUGUGAUGGCUUGUGUAUGCUCUUCACAAUAAACACCCUCUGCUCACUCAGAGAGAUAUUUACAGUUCUUUAUUUUACAUAUGUACAAGCAGCACAUUACAAUCAUGCCUCCGAAUCAACUGGUUCAGAUUUGGGGAGUGGUCUUCUCCGGCUUCUCCUCCAACAGAAAACGCGGGGAAGUUUCAUGGGACGUCUCUGAUCCCUGCGCUUUAACCCUCUCCUUUCCUGUGCAGACGGCACAGGAACAGGCUCUCCGUCUGUUCCUGAACUUCCUGUGCGGUGCUGGGACUGUGCUUCAGCAUCGGAGAGCCUUCCCACCUCCUGGCUCUCUCCCUCUUCCCCUUCCGUCACUUCCUCUCUGUUUCCCUCUGACUCUUUUCCUCCCCCCCCCACCUCAAAGGCGUUCCUUGGCAGUAGCCUGCUGUGUUCUCUGCUUGGCACAAAUGAAAGUCCAUUUUUUUGGUCCUGCCAUUACUCUCCAUGGCACAGGAAUAUAAUUUAAAAGUAUGAACAUCUGCAGACAUCUGCAGUUUGCCAGUGCAUGAACUCCUUUUUUUGUGGCACUUGAAUAAGCACUGUUUUAUGUUAGAAAACGAAAAUGAUAGCCAUGUCCUCCCCGCAAGCUAUGUUGUUAAGCAAAACAGUAGCUUUUCCUGUUUUUGUUGCUGUCUGUUUGUUUUUUAGGCAAAUAAUGAAGAUCCAUUUAGUUCAUCUACAACAGGCUCUGUCAACAAUGUGGUCAUAACUAAAAAUGUGUUUGAGGAACCUCCAGCCAAAAAUGAAGAUGUACCUCCUGCUUUGCCUCCUAAAACUGGAACACCUACUAGACCUUGUCCUCCCCCACCUGGUAAGAACCAGUACUAAGUGUUUGUGUGCUACUCUUUGGUUUAAAGAUGUCUUUAUGGCUGUAAGAGAGCAAAGAGCUUCUAAUUUAGUAACCCACUAAUUCCUAUACUACUUCUAUUUCUUACAUAAUUUUAAGUUGUCCUUCUUAAUUUAGGUAAUCUUUACUUAGAUACAUGUUGGGAGCCAUAAAUUUGUAAGAGAGGCUGUAACUUUUAAAUUGCUGUGACAGUGCUACUGUAGAAGCUGGUUGCUGAGUAGUUUAUUGAAUUUGAUAAAGCAAGCUCGUUUAAACCAGUUUUAAAAUAGAUUAAAUUAAGCAUAUAUUUUUUUAAUUUGAAUGAAAGAACUGGCUCUUACCCACACUGAACCACUUACAAAAUGGAGAAAAAAAUUGGGAAGAAUGUACAUACAAACAAACCCUGAAAAACGUGAAAGGUUUUAGAAAUCAGAUUAAUUUAUGACUACCAGCACUAAGGAUUUUUUGUGGGGGUUUUUGGCUAUAUGAUGAGAUGGUGUAACCUAAAACACUAUUGUACACUGGAUAAAUAUUUCUGCCACACUCAUAAUCAUGCUAAAGUGAUUAUUUUGAUGUAGGAAAAAGGCCUAUCAACAAAUUGGAGUCUUCGGAUUCCUUUAAACUGAAUGAUCCCUUCCAGCCCUUCCCAGGCUGUGAUGGUUCCAAAGAACAGGAAGCUGACCCAUUUGCUCCCACUGGUGUGUGCAAAGAGAUGGACACCAGCAAUUUUGCUAAUUUCAGUGCUGUAAGUAAACAGGAUGGGGAGGCAUCAAGCUAACUCUAAUGACUUAUUUUUGUGAAGAACAAUGAACAUUUCCAGACUUAAAUUGAGUGAAAUGGGUUUCAUACCGCAAUGCAACGAUGUAGCACAUAUUAAUGUUAGUAGUGCCUCUCUAAAAAAAGGGUACAUUACCACUUCCUUCUGGGACAAAUGCAGCCAGUUGCAGCAGAUUCUUAGUUGCACAUUUAUGUAUUAUUUAGCUUCACAUGAAUAAUUGUUACCUUUCCCAGUCUUCGUACAAAGCUGUAAGUACACAUUGUGCCUCAGGGUUUAAUGUCUGUACAGUAUAUCAAACUGCAGUGCAUCAUUUAUCUUCAAAGCAUAUGUUAAGGUCACAGUUAGGCAGUUAGAAAAUAAGCAGCACAACCUUUACAUUGUACUUGUAGCUACCAUUUGAAGGCUUAAUCCCCUGCAAGAUUCAUAAAUACAAAUUGAUAGUGUGACAAGGAAAUCUUGUCCCUGAGCUCCUUUUUUGGCAACCAGCCAUACAGCUAGGCCCUGCCUGCUGCCUCCGCUGUAAGAUUAGUCUGGGGGAAGGGCACAGGCCCAGGGACAACUGAUGCAGCAGCAGGCUUUGUAGACAAGGCAUCUUAAAGGCCGAAACAAUAGGGGAGGGUGGUAAGGAUUUGUUCAGGAGACAGACUCAAGGGAAUGAACAGCCCUAGCCAUAAACUAUUAUAAAAAGGGAAACUACCAAAAGUAAACAUCCUCGUUGUAUAGAACACUUCAAGAUAAGGCACAGAUCUGUCAACUUGGCAUGCCACCCGUCCACUGUUAGUGCUGAGUGAUCUGUAAAUGAGCGAACAAGUACAAUGCACAUGAAAGAGAGAUGUUAUUUUCCAAGGAGCGCAGAAUUAAAUUUCAAGUACUUGAAGGUAGGAAGCAUGGAGCAAUCAGUCAAUCAAUUAACACUAUAAAGGAUUUCUGGGUCAAGUUAGUGAGAACAUGUAUUUAUGUCAGUUUUUAUCCUGCCUUCCUACAACUUUGCGCCCAAGGAGGAAUGACAAAACAAAAUACAGCAAAAUAAAACUUAUCAAAAAAAAAUUAUAAAGCAAGCUGUUAAAGGCAUAAAUAGAUGAAGCUAUCUGCCACCAGCAGCAGAGCACACACAGCAGCCUGAAGGUCUUGUCUUAACAUCUUCAUCGGCUAGCAGAAGGUCAUUAGACUGGAGGCUAAACAGGCUUCUUUAAGAAGGGAGUUCAUCAGCCAUUGAAAAGACCAUUUCUUGCAUUCCCAGCAAACCUGAUGUUGACUGGAUGCAGAAAGGGAUGCUCUCAGAAAUAUUACUAGCCAGGCAGACUUAUAUUGGAGGAGGUGGUCCUUCAAUCAGCCAGGUCUUUAAAAGUCAUAACUAGCAUACUGAAUUCUCCCUGGAAACCAAUAUUCCCAGUAACUGGCUCCUAGUCAAUAGCCUGGCUGCAUCAUCCUAGAACACCUGCAGCAGUUACAUUUCAAAGACUGCUUCCUAUAGAACACAUGACAGUAAUCUAAUCAAGAUGUAACUAAGACAUGUGUCAAGAUGGCCAAAUCAGAUGCUUUAAGGAAUGAGUGCAGCUGGCACACCAGCCUCAGCUAUGUAAAAUUUAUUUCUUUCUUUCAUAUCCCACUUUGCCUCAAAUGAUCUCAAGGUGGUGUACAUAGCUCUCUUCUUCCCCAUUUUAUUGUCACAACAAUCCCAUGAGGUAGGUUAGGCUGAGAGUAAGUGACUGGCCCAAGGUUAUCCAGUGAGCUUCAUGGCUGAGUGAGGAUUUGAACCCUGAGUGAGGAUUUGAUCCUAAGUCUGACACUCCCAACCACUACAUCACACUGGCGCUCUGUGCCAGCACCUGAAAAAAUGAACUGUGUCGUAUGUUACCAUAACAUUUUCCUUAGUAAACGGAAUCAUCUUUAUAUCUUACUACUCUGUUAAUCAGUGGGUCAUAGCGGUGGUGGACUUGGGAUUUCUUAACUUGCUUUAUUGCAUGACGGUCACUGGGAUGUAAACCUUUGGGGAGGAACAGUAACGUGGUGCUCUUGAUUAUUUUGAAGGCCUUUCUUUAAUUAAAUCUGUGUACUUGGAUUGUUGGGUGGUUUUAAAUAAGCAUUAUAUAUAUAUAUAAUAUAAUCCUUCUCUUUAAUUAACAGUUUAAAGUAACUGCUAAAGAUCUGAUAGUCCAAACUCUUACAGUGGGCUUACAUCUUUGCAAGCUAAAUCAAAUGCACACUUUCAAUUUUCUUUGAGUGUUUGGGGCAAAUGAAAAUAUUAUUUUUCUCCUCUUAAUUAAACAAUUGAAACAAUGAACUAGAUAAAUCAUAGAUGCUGACCAAACACCCAUUUAAAUUCUAAGUGAUGAUAAUAAUUUAAACCAACUGGGGACAGAAUCUUCUUUAAACACUUGAUUUUUACCUCCUCAGUUAACAAAUCCAUGGUUUCUCUAUUUUAGUAUCCUACUGAAGAAGAUAUGAUUGAAUGGGCAAAGAGGGAAAGUGAGAGAGAGGAGAAAGAGCGUCUUGCAAGGUUGAAACAACAAGAACAAGAAGAUUUAGAACUAGCUAUUGCACUCAGUAAAUCUGAAAUAUCAGAAGCAUGAAGAAUUGCCACAACCAUUUGUCCCUUGCCCUGUAUGUGUAUAGCUAAUCAGAAGCUGCUUAUGCACAGGGAAGUACAAAAGGCUUUAAAUUCCUGCAAAUGUGAUUUUUGAGCAAUGUAAUGUCUUAUUUGUAAUUUUUUUCAUAUUCACUUAACUCAUCUGGCUACUCUUUUUUAAUAAAGCGAAGUUCCAUUUGUACUUACCUUGAUAUCUUCUUGUGUACUAUAUAAACCAUUACACCAAAGUAAGUUCUUAUAAUGCAAGAAAGACAAAUCUGUAUUAAGGCACAGCAAUGCAUUUUUGAAAGAUCUCAGAAGGCAAUUCUGACUCCAACCAAGUUCCCCUUUGAUACAUGCCUUACGCAGUGUUGAAGAUCUAGAAUGUGCAGGUGUGUCUAACAACAUAAAAUGAGUGAGUGCAUUGUAUUGCCUUUAAACAAAUGGAUAGGUCAUGUGUUACUGAUAUUUCCCUUAAAAAUAUUAGAUGGCUUGUUUUAAGUCUUGAUUAGCUUUCUUUUCGAAAGGGCCAAAUUUUGCCAAUUACUAUAAUACUGAAUUAUUUAGGUCUCCCAGGUGGCCCAGUUAGCAAAGUACAUUUUCACCAAAUCUGGCCAUGUAGCCAACCAAACUGUAGUUUAUGGCAAAUCUUCAUGUACUUAAAAAUUGCUGAUAAUCCUGCUUCUUUCUUGCUAAAAUGUUCAGAUCUGGUUAUCACAGGUAUUAGAAAUCUAUUGUAUAUUUUAGAGAUGAUGAUAAUUGAGGUUAGGCCUAUGGAGUGCCUUUAUGUCUGUGGGCUUCCUUUUAAUGAAGGCUCUUCUUUUGGGGUGGAUAUCUAACAGAAAAUCUAGAUUCCAGAUGCAACUAGUGUUAUCUGAAACUUUUAACUGCCAUUUUGCCUACUAUCAGGUUUUUUAAAAUGACCUUUUAGGAUUGUUCCAAGGAGAUUUCUAAGAUUACACUGUUUGGCCAAGUUCACUGUUAAGAACUUUGAUGCCCCACUGCUAAUUGAGCCAAUUUCUUAUGUGAAAUAUGCAACUUAAAUUGGCAAGUUGACAGCAGAAUUUGAAAUAGGGUAGGAAGUAGACUACAUAAAGAUAUAGUUUACAACAGUCGGUUGCUGUUGUGUAUAAUUUAUUGAAUGCCAACUGAUAGUUGCACCUUAAAAAUAAAUUUCCUUUUAUAGUAACGAAGUCAAAAUUGAAUGUUAAUGAAAGUAAGUUAUUAUCUAAUAUGUUCUGUUCUGCAGGAUGUUAAACUCAUUCCAAAUGACUCGUUUCACUUCCAUCUUCAAUACAUGAAUAGUUAGGCUGCAGCCACACAAAACUGGUGGUUCUGCUUCCCCCCCUCCCAAAACACUGUGGUAUUUGUGCCUCAAAUUAAGAGUUUUAAAAUGAUUUUUCUUCUGCUGCAAGGAGUUGCAUAGUUACCACUAUCAGGAUGAAACUUUUCCAGUUACCUGUGGAUGCUGCUGCAAGAGACUUUUUAGGAAGGUAGUUUUUGCUCAAUUUUCCUAUAAAUUGAGAUCAGUUAUGAGAAACUUUUGCACUAGGAAAUGAGCAUUUUAAAACACCUGCUCAAAAAAGUAACCUAGCAAAACCUCUUGCAAGUAUUAAUGUUCAUAAUUUAUCUACCCAAAUUUUGUAUUAACAUUAAUCGUGCAUAUUGUAUGUUUAACUGGACUACAUAGAUUUUUCCUUUUUUGUUAAAUGUAUACUUUGUGGACCAAUACAAUAUCUGUGUGUAUAUAUUAUACAUAUAAAUAUAUAUAUAUUCAAGCUUUCUUGUAUAGGAUUUAAAGUUCUGAGUCACUUGAUGUUACAUUUCAUGUUACUGACUGAUCACAGAACCUUUACUCGAAGGCUUCUAAAUAAACCACUGCUGUGUCAGCUUAAAUGGCAUUACUGUUAAAGUUUUAAAAGGCUUUUAAUAACUUGUUCAGGUGGGGUUAGCCUCUAUUUAUAGACCUUUGUUUAAAAAUUCUAAAAUAGCUUGUAAUUAUGAAUAAAACAGUUUAAGUAUAUU